AUGGCGUCUGGUUCUAAUAUAGAUAUCGAGGGUGCUACUCAGCAUCUUCGGGACAUCCUGAAGCUCGACCGACCCGGGAAUGGUACCGGUAAGUUCGAUCCGUAAAGCGGCUGCGCUGGUUUAGGCCGCUGCUAGCCAGCCAGCUAGCUUGCUGGUUUGGUACCGAGCUAACAUGACUUUCUUUAGCGCGCCACUACACUGCGAUAAAGUUAGCUAAACAGUUUCGCAAUCCGAAAACGAAAGGGGGUUUAUCGCGUUACAACACAAUACAGUCACUUGUGAAUUUGCACUCCCGUAACAGUGAAUGUGUUGAGGUUUCGUAGAAUGGUCAGGGCGCCGUAAGAAUUAAAAAAGGUAUCGAGUGUUUUUUUUAUCAUCCUAACACGAAGCUUACUUGUACUUAAUGCUAGCUCACGCCGCAGUCUGUUUUCGCGUCCAACAUAGUUAUGUCUUUGCAUGCCAAGCGACAUUAAAGUUGACAAAAAUCGUCACGUGCAUAUUUUAGUUGCAGAGAAAUAUCUGAACGAGUGUCUUUAAAACGACACCACGCCGCUAAGCCAUCAUUGUUGUACUGUCAUCAAGAAUUUGCACGAGCCACCAUGACUGCGUAGAUGGUUACGCAGUCAUGUGGUGCUGUUUGUUAUUUUUUUGUUUGCUGCACGUUGACUCAAGAAGUUUAAUUAUAGAGAGAUUCGCACCUGCCUGAAUAUGACAUGACUGAGUUUAGGUGCAGUGAAGAAAAAUAAAGAAGGGUAAUGUUGAUAUGAAUUCAUCUUGCAAGGUGUCUCUCUAGGUAGACGGAAAUUCACAACUCCGAUAAUCAUCUUGUCGCGUUGUUUUGCUCGGUGCAGGGGUGACAAGUUCAUUGUAUUUCAAAACACGUUCACCAUGUUAACAGUAGUUAAUAACAACUACAAACAAACCCAGAGAAUAAAGAUUUUAGGAAGGUUUCUCUUUUUGUUCAGAUGCCUGAAUAAUUUUGUAACUCUGAACGACAGAUUAAAUUAAAAUGUAAGCUUUCACUUGAGCAAUGAUUUUUGCAUUGUCCCAGCUGAACUAUUGGAGAACAUAUUUGCACUCCACAACAGGUGCCUCUGUGUUGUAAUAGCAUCUUAUGCAGGGGGUGGAUAUGACCUUUCUCUUCUGUAGUCUCAUCAGAAUUAUUGUACAUGUAGCUGAUAUCAAUAAAGCUUUGGGAGCCCUGCAGUUUUUGGGAGCUUAAUCUUGAUCUAUUCACUUUCCAAACUAUGAAUAUUGUGUUAAACAUGAACAGAAAACAGUGAUUUUUAAAUCCUUUUUGACCUGUAUUAGAUUGAAUCACCUACAAAGACAAAAUAUUUAAAGAUUAAAGUAAGAAUAAUAGUAUUAUUUUUUAUUCGCUACCUGCAACUUUUUCCUAAAAAGAUGGGACAGAGCAACAAGUCAGGGAGAACUGAGGAAUUCUCAAAAACAUUAUUAUAAAAGUGAACAGGUUUAUUGAAAACAGGUGAGUGUAGCUGGGUAUAAAAGGAGCAUCCUCAAAAGGAUCAGUCAUUUACAAGGAAGGAUGGGGCGAGGUUCACCACUUUAUGAACAACUGCCUGAGCAAAUAGUCAAACAGUUUAGGAACAACAUUUCUUAAUGUACAGUUGAACAGGAUUUAGGGAUUUCAUCAUUUACAGUUGAUAAGAUCAUGGGCAUCAAUGCCAAAGAAACAACAUUGAAUGCCUGCUUACUUUUCUGGGCCUGAGCUCAUCUGAGUGGACUGACACAGAGUGGAAAAGUAUGCUGUGGUCUGAUGAGUCCACAUUUCAGAUUUGUCAUUCUGGCAGGAUGAUAAAUGUCCCGAUAAAAACCAUUAUAAUUCCAGUCUAUAUUUUUGACUCAUUUUGUCUUGAGAACACCGGUUGGAGUAGCCAAUAAGAUACUUAGCUACAAGUUUGAAUGGUAGGUUAUAGAAAAAACUAAUGACAUCAAAAGUCUCACAUUUGAGACUUGAACAGAGUGAGCGGAUUUACUGUCCGAUGUCAGGCCAACCUGAUUGCUCUCAUCUAAACUCCAAUCUUGAAGGAAACCCCUCAUGUGGAGCCUCGUUCAGUAACAUGCUGCUCAGAAACGUCUUCAUUACCUUCAGCCAUGUAUGUUUGUUAUUCUGAUCGGUGUGGGCUAUGGCUGUAAAAGCUCACACUUAGGCUCGCGUUUACAUCAUCAACUUGCAUUUAUCGUAUUUAUCAUGAGAUGGCAAAUACUUAUCAUGGAGGAUUUUUUUGACGAUUAUUUAUUGCCCAUCCCUAAUUGACCCUAAUCUGUUAAGCAACUGAAGUCAUCCAUCAAGAAAGAAUGGGAAAGUAUUUCACCUUCUCAGUUUCCUAACUCUCAUCGAGUGUUAUUAAAAGGAAAGGUGAUGUAACACCAAAGUAAACAUGACCCUCUCUCAGCUUUUUUUAGAAUGUGUUACAGGCAUCAAAUUCAAAAUGAGUGGAUAUUUGCCAGAAAAACAAAACCCCAAUGAGAUCUAUUAGUUUGAACUCACGGUUUAAACAAUGUUUUAUUUGUUUUUGGGAUUGUGGUUUGUAUUUUUCACUGUUCUUAUUUAACUUUGGUCUCCAAAGGAGUGAAAGCUACAUACGAGUAAAAUCUUAUCCAUCCUAAACCCAAAAUAUGAUAUGACUGAAAAGAUAAUAGUGGUAACAAUCCACAAUCCUCAGAGUUUUGCACUUUUGUUUCGUAUAACUUUCCUUAUCCAUAAUAUUUAUUAUCCGAGUUAGUCCUACACUAUCUUAAAAUGACAGGGACAUUUAUAAAAGUUUCAACUCUUUCAACUCUGAAAUGUUUCAACACAUUUCAACUCUUAAUCAUGUAUCACCACCAGACGCCAGAUGAGCAGUUAACUGUAAAACAGAAAUGCCUAUAUCAUGGCAGGGAAAAUUCUGACCCUAUGACUGUGGUUCUGUGAGACAGACACCAAAAUAAAAUAUAUACAACAAAUAUACAACAUCUAAAAUGUAAAGUUCGAAGUUGUUGGCAUAAAGGCGAAAUAGAUGACACAGCAGUCUGAAAAAAUUACCCCUGAUAGAUUUAUGUGGUGUUGAUAUAAUUUCAAUGCAUGAAGUCCACCAGACCAGAGGUUGCCAUUUCAGUAGGUUUCUGGUAAAAUGUGUUUUCUGACAAACUGUAGCAUGAUAGUCAUGUUUGAUAGCUUCUUUUUCUAAUAAGCCCCGUAUGUCAAUAAACCUGGAAAAUAUUUGUCUUGUUUUGUUUCAGAAGUGCAUGUAAAGUGUGUUUAAAUCAACAUUUAUUUUCAAGAAGUUACAAAUGGAAUCAUACCAGCAUAUAGAAACAGAGUGACUCACUAAACACAGCAUUAAUCCAGAUUAAACUAGUUUUUGUUCCAGUGAUAAAACAACUUUCAUUUGUUGGCCGAUGAUACUUGUCUGAUGAUUACUACUACAAACCCCCCAGGACAAACUCGACCUGACUUGAACUUCUCUCCUAGCUUGCAUUGUUUAACUGCAGUAUAUUCUAACAUAAUCUUGCAUUCAAUUUCUUUUCUCAGAUACACAAUCAAGCGAUGGUUCAAAAAUGCCAUCUUUUAAUGGAGAGCUGAAUGGGUUACUGGGUGCAGCAGGCCUUCUAGGGGGCACAGAUCAAUCAACCAUGUCUGAAUCCACCAGACCCAUCUCCACAGACCUCAGCACAAUGCAGGAAACACAGAUCAUGUGAGUUGGUGUUUGCAAAAUGCUGCUUUAUGGUGACUGUUUCAUGAGGGUAAAGAUCACCUCCUUAUGUUUGAAAGUAACAUGGCAAAGUAAUGGUCACAAAAAUCUCAUAUUGUGAGAUUUGACGUGGCGGGGAUGCAUUAUUAUUGUGAUUUGUAAAUUCUUGAGGAUUUGUGCGCCAUAAUUACACUGGGUCUCAUUCAUGAAACGUUGGUAAAUCUGUGUAUAAAUUUGUUCAUAAAAGUCUGAAUCCAUGAACACGAUGGAUAAUCUCAAUUUGAUUGUACUUAAGUAUGUUCAUAAAUGCCAGUUAUCCAUUAAAGGUGGGGUAGGCAGGAAUCCGUAAAAGAAUCAUCUUUUUUUUGGUGUAAAAAAGCUUUUAAUAUCAGUCAGUAGCUAUUAGUCAUUGAUGACAUUUGGUAAUAUAAUGAUAUCGCUGUGUUUUGUUAUGUCUGUGUAGUCAACAUUUAAAAAUUUUUUGAGCGGCCCGCUCUUUCUGACUGUAAACAAAGCCGUUUUCCACCUCCCAACGUGAUUGGUUGUAAGGCAGACACUGCUCCCUCAUGUUGUAAGGCACACUCCACGUCCUUUGACGAGCCCAAACAAAGUUAGUGUGCUACAAUAUCGGACAGUAAAACCAACCAGAAAAUUGUCUAGAUCCUCCUUUGGCCACGACUGCCAACACAGCAAGAAAACAAAGUAAAUACCAGAGACUCUGGCGGAAUAACGGGCGCUUAAAAAGGAGGUAGACCAGGCAAGAGCUAAAAAGCCGGGUCAGCAUCAAUGAAGCAUAAACAAUGGGAGAUGCUUCGGGAUCUUACGCGCCCUGUAACCUUUCUGCUGGUGUAACAGAAGUGUUUCUUGUCAAACAGGACCUGCUGUAGCGUGUUGUAGCGCUGCUAAACUGUUGACCUCGGGUCCUGGACUAUGUCACUUAAUCCUAGUUUUAGAAGUCCUGCAAACAUUGUGUUUGCUGGUAGUCUGUUGGCAUCUACAGUAGCACCAAUGCUUUUUACUUUCAUGUUGACUGGGCUCCAUUUGUAAUCAUCUGAAUAUAUUAUCUGCAUUAUAUCUGAGUUUAAUUGGAACAAUGCAAGCGAGCAAGAGCGCCUGUCUGUGGGCGGGGCUUGCUGGAGCAGACAGGGAGGACCUUUAAUUCACAGCACAGUUGUCAGUGAUCAGCAUACAUCCCAUGAAUGGUGAACAACCACCAGUGUGAUGCACUUUGAGCGGUCAGAAGAGUGAGCUAUAUACAUGUAGUCCAUUUGGUCAGUGUGAACUGUAAUAUCUAAUAUUUCAAUAUAUCAAGUGUUUCAAAGGCAUUAGUCUACUGUGAGCAUUUCUGACAUAAACAAGCAUUCUUGAUUUUCACAGUGGUUGUUAAGAGCGGGUGUAAAUUUAGUCAUUACCCACUAGAAGAUUGUAGCUUCUAAAAUAUUGAUGAUGAAUUCCACGUUAAUAUCCUUUGCGGAAACUUUCCUCUCAAAUUCACAGUGCUCCCUUUCAUGAAUGAAACCCAUCAUACUUUUAUGGUCAAAUGAUGUAUCGUUUAGUCACUAUUUAGAAAAUUCAGUCUCCUCAGAAUUGGGGUUUCUAACCUGUUGAAGUUUUAGGCUUGAAUGAAUAAGAGGAUUAAACAAAAAGAAGAAAUAAUUCAGACCUCUUGUGUGCAGUAAAUCUCCAUAUUCUUGUCACAUUUCUAUUGAGAGUGUUAUUCUUUUCAAAGAAAUGAAUCUAUGUUGAACUUGAAUGUGUUUGCUGCAAAUGUAGCUGCCUUUCUGGGGAUGAUAGCUCCACCUGUAUUCCCAUCACCUCCAACAACGUGGAGAUCGUGGCCAGUCAAGAUUCUGGCAUAAACAGCAAGGCCCGUGGAAGCAACAAGGUAUGAAGCAAAGGCAUCAGCAGCAAAAAAAAAAAAAAGCUUAUCAUUUAGGUGUUGUCAACACUCAACAUAACCAUGAGCUUCACACAUUCAAGAGGCAAGCCUAUGUGUGUUUAAAAACUACAAAUCAAAAGCCUUGUAAAGAAUUCCUUUCAAAGGCUUUUAUGAAAACACUUAUUUGAUUAUUUCUGAAUUUUUGGAGAAAAAAAAAAUCUCUCAGUGCUUCAUUUGAAGAGGAUAGGGUUUGGCUUUUGAAGAACACAGCCUUAUUGUUUAAAGACUCUAGUAGGAGCUUUUCAUAUUUACCAUGAAUAAUUACUUUUCUUUUUUUUUUCAGGUGAAGAUUCAGCCUGUUGCCAAGUACGAUUGGGAACACAAGUAUUACUAUGGCAGACUGAUAGCUGUGUCCAACUCCUUCCUAGCCUACGCCAUCAGAGGUGAGAGCCAAUAUCAAAUCUGUCAAGUCAAACAGUAACACAGUGCUUGAGAUGUAAUAUUUCAAAAAUAUGACUAUAACAGAUUGAUAGGGUUUAAAUAGGAGCGUGCCAUGAAUUGAUUUGAUCAACAAAUCAAACUUUACGGUGCAGGACAAUUCUUUUUCUUAAAAACUUUAUAUUAGUGCAGAGCUACCACUUCAUAAUGAAUUUUCCCAAAGUAACAGUCUCUCCAGACAAGGGUCAAAUCAAACAUUACAGUUUGUCCCAUAGCAGUGGAUAUGUAGUGUCAGGCCACAAUCAAAUACUGGCUGCUGAGAAAUUUGUCAAAAGUCAAUAGCUACUGAAAGCAAAGGCAACAUAAUGAACUUGGUGUGGCAAGUUUGGGGCAACAAAGCUGCACGAGACAACAGCAGCCUAGAAGCAUUUGUUUAAAGGCAGAUAACAUGAGUGCUCUAAAGUUCUUUAAAAUAACGUGAAAAAAUGCCUGAGAUUUUAAUGUCAGAUCUCCUAAUUUUAUCUUCAGGUAGCCUGCAGCUAUGAUUGCAAGGUGUGUUGUCUGUAUGAGGAAUUUCUUCUAAUUUGACAGUAACAGUUUUUGUAUAGCACAUGUGUUUCAGGUAUUGUAAAUAUGUAAAAAAAUUCACUAUAAUUUGUUGUUCGUUUCUGUUAUUUGUGUCUAAAGCACAGAGAGCAGACUGCUAGCAAGUGAGGCUUUAUGUCUUUACCUCGGUAGCAAAUAAGACACAUAAACCAGGAGCUUAGCCUUCUUUGUUGGUUUAAAGCUCUUUUUUAAAACUGAUGGCAAUGGAUGACUCACCAGUAGAGUGAGCUGUUCACAAGUCUAAGACUUAGUAAGACAGUGGUAAGAAUCUUUAGUCUAAGGGCUGUGUUUUCGUGCCUCGCCGGCAACGCGGCGCAUGCGUGGCGUAAGUCAGGUCCGCCGCGCCAACAAGGCGUUCCCAAGCACAAUUUGGUAUUUUGGUGAGCGGCACAGCCCGGUUUAAGUAUCCCCCCUCCCUAACUGAGCUCCUCCCAGCGGUGUAAGUCGUAGUGAGCGAGGAGAGAGGGCGUGGAGUGGAUUUAACACAGCCGAGACCUGUGUUGACCAAUAACAUCAGCAUCUUUCCUCACCUUUAAAUCCGCCACCGGCGAGGCGUAUUACUAUUUUCGUGAAGUAGUCAAAGAGAUCAAGAGAUGUCUUAAGACAGCAAUGCCACACGAUGGCGACAGAAGGCAGCUCCUCAACAAGUGUCCUCCACACUCUCUCAUAUGAGCACAGAUGGAUUUAAUUUAACUUAAUGCGGUUUCAGCUGUGUUGAUUCGGUCAGUUUGUGUGUCCAAACGCGUGCCAAACGCGCUCAUCAGAUCAGAUAUAGAUCAGAAUAUAUCUAUAUAGAUCUAAAUGUGUGUGCUGACUCAGAUUAUUAGUUGUUGAUGAUUAUUUAUUGCACUGAAAUGUGCCUGACACUGUGGAAACCUGCCGGUGAGGCAUCGGUGACGUAUGCUGAUACGCCGCUGGUCUACCAAAAUACCUCUGCCUGCGCUGAAAGCUGACCAGGUUUGAAUUGGCAAGCUUUCAGCACACUUAAAAGGCCAGUGGGGAGCACGAAAAUGUCACUGCACCCGCUGAUUCUGUCGACACCUCCCCCUGCCAUGCCACCACUCCCAGCUUGGCGGAUCUUGGUGCGCCUCAGUCCAAGAAAAUACCAAACUGGCUGUACGCUGGGCUCCGCCAGACGAAAAUACAACUGUGCGGGGUCCGCCAAACUCCGCCGCCUCACUGGCGUUCACGAAAAUAGAGCUCUAAGUGUUGAACUGCUCAUGGGCAAGACGCUGACUCUUAGUUUUAGUGAUUGUGAUUUGUUUCCAAAAUAUCUAUCAAGGGUUUAAGAAACCCAGUUGUUAUUUCAGCUUUAGAGGCUGUCUCUUAAAAUUUUUGAUCAUGGUGGGUUUUUUUUGUGUUGAAUAUUUAACUUCCUCAUUCUCAGGCUACUUUAUUUCCUGCUUUGAUAACAGACUGGAUUGUGUUUGAAAGGCUACACAAGUCUCUCUUGCUAGAACAGAGUCUAGAACUCAUUUUAGGAGGGAGAGCAAAUUUGUUUAGAGGAGACUGAAUGAAGACCAGAUCAUUUUGACUGUCAUCUGUUAGACAACGAAAUCUAUGCAUAGGCUGUUGAGGGUGUCAGGCUAAAUCAGGGAACAGAGUCUUAGCCAAUGGCCAAACAGGAUCAACAUUUAUUGAACACAAGACUGUGUUUUCGUUAAGGAUGUUGUGACAAAUCAUUCAGAAAUAGAAUGUAAACUGAUUCAUCAGCCAAGAGAUUCUACUAAAUUCAGAACAAACCAAGAGUGAGUGAUUAUAAAAACAAACAAACAACAAAUUACAUGCAAAGAAAAGACGUCAGUGUUGUUCAUAUUACCCAAAAAUCUAAAAUAUUGAUUAUAAACUCCCACAAUAAGAAUAUCUUGAAUGUGAUAAAGCUGGCUAAAAAUGGCAGAUAUUUCCAGUGACGUUGAUUACUCUUUGAUGUAGCGAGUGCCCAGAGGCAGUAAUUUGAACGGCUGAAUGGGUCUCCAACAACAUUUUUGUUCCCAGAGAAAUUGUGUAUUAGUAUAUGUAUUUGUAUAUUUUUUUUAAAUAGAGAUAUACAGUAUUAUUCAGGUGUUUUCAAAAUGCCCCUGACAUUUGCAGACAGCAUUUGAGCACUGAAAAAUAGUAUCUGUAUUUUACAUAGAUAUAAAUAUACUGGAGACAUAAAAUGCCAAAGACUUUGAACAUAGAGGUUGAACUUUAGAGCCAGCCCUGUUUUUUUUUGUUUUUUUUGAUUGCUCUCCUACUGUGUAUCUCACUCCUGCCUGCCGUCUGUUUCGAGGUUACAUGACACAGUACUCAUUAGCUAGCUAUCUAGACCAAGCAAGGGUGAAACGGUUGUAUGGAAACGAACACACUCACACACAAGACAAUAGCUUGUGACAGACCGACUUCUGCAAAUGAGGACAGAAUAUAUGUAUUCAGUAAUAGUUAUUUUUCUUCAUUUAUGAGACAGCUCAUCCUGAAAGAUGGCAGGAGUUGACAGUUGUAGUUGUAUUCUUAAUCUGAUGAUUAAAGGUUUUGAGAAAACACUGAUGAGGUUCGUCCCUGUUACUCCUAGGCACACACAGCAGUUAAUUGUGAUUCGUUUUGCAUCAAACCUGUCCAUCGUGCUGGUACAGAAAAAGUGAUUCAACACAGAUCAGCAGUAAACUAAGUGUUAAAAGUGAGGGCAAAAUAAAUACGGUUUUAUACAUAAAAAUUUUUCCCAAAUCAUCAGCAUAAUGCAGUAGUGGUGAGUGGUGGUGUGAGUAUCUGCAAAGGGUUCUGCUCUCUCUCUCUCUCUCUCUCUCUCUCUCUGUAUUUCCUUUUUUCCUUACACAUGUAGUCUUACAGACAGCAAUCAUCGGUCAGUGUUGUGAGGCUCUCUGUCAACAGUCCACAGAGCAAGACUAAGAAAGAAAAUAUAGAGACCAGCUGAAACUGAAUGUGAUUUUCAGGUGCAGUAGCUUUUUGUAUGCCAAGGCCCUGCUCCUAGAACUCAUACAGCAUUGGCACAUCCCACAUAUGCUGUAUUUGAUCAGUUUUAUUUCAGGAUAUUAUUCAAUGACGUUACAUUCUGUUCAUGUCUUGUCUGUAAUUACUUCCUGUUUCUGUAUUCUGUUGGCUAAAAUGGACUCACUUAAAUUCUAGGUCAUUGUCUUAGGCUGCUGAUUGAAUACCUGGCCGGACUCUGUGUUAAAAACAACAAUUCUUUUUAUUUGUGGACGGUCCCUUGGCUUGUGUUUUCCUCUAAAUGAACAUCUCUCCCUUGCAGGAGCCAACAACCAUGCGAUGGUUCGUGUCCUGAAUGUGGGUUCUGCUGAGCGCUCCUUACUAAAGGGCUUUACUGGAGCUGUCACAGAUCUGGCUUUUGCCCAUCUGGACUCCUCUCUACUGGGUUGUGUAGAUGAAGCAGGAAACCUGAUGGUCUGGCAGCUUACCUGUACUGGAAGCAAGAUAAUGUAUCCUGAUGUGUGGGUUUCUGCAGGUCCAUGUGUGUCUGUAGAGUUUAUCUUGUUUUUUCUCUCAGUUUUAUUUCAUUACCUUUUGAUACUAGAAAAGUGUUUGUUACCCAAUGACCAGAAAAGUGCUCUCUAUGUUCAAGUCCACUUCCAGUUUUACAGGAGUCCAGGUGGCCCUGUGAAUUCAUGCAGUCAUUUUAACCCAUAAUCACUGAAACCAAUCCUUGACCCAUCCUGCUUCUAGUGACCAGGUGGUGGUUCACAUCCAACGACCGGAGGACACUCCGUUAAGUUCACACCAUCGCCUCAUUUGGUGCCCAUUCAUUCAAGAUGAUAACGAGGAGAACCAAGAUGACGCCAGCCAGACCUUAGCCCUUUUACACGAGGACAGAGUUAGUCCCAGACACUCUUCAAAGAAUUUCUCAUCUAAAAUACUGUUUAAAAACAUUGUGAUCAUUUAAGUGUGUGCAGGACUAGAAGAACAUCUUGAAGUUUUAUCUGAAGAAAUGAUAGAACAAUGUAUCAAGAAAGUUAAUGUAGAAAGUUAUUUUAGCUUUACACAAGAAUUCUUGUCAUACAAAUACUUCCUGAGCUCAAAGAUAGAAUGAGAAUGGCAGAAACAAACAGAAUCUCCUCUGCAUUUAGGCCGAGGUGUGGGAUCUUGAAGUUUUAAGAGCCAAUAACAGCUGUUGGCCUGUCAGUGCUACAGAUGUAAAGGAAGGCCUCAUCACAAUCAAAGGACAUACCCAGGUGAGUGUAUGGGUCUUCAAGGAGUCUUUUGCUCUCCUUUUGUCUUCUAAUUAAUGUGAUUUUCAUCUGCCAAGUAUUACGUUCGGACCACGGAAAUUGACUUUGGCCCAAAUUUGGGGCUUGGGGGCCUAUGGAUUCAGUGUUAAAGGGAUAUUAAGGCGGGAAAUUAAGUCAUGGUCAAACACACCGUAACACCGAGUUAGACACCCCUUCCAGAGAUGAAUGUUGCAGACUGCUUGCUUCUCUAGUUAUACCAACUUUAGUAACGAACCCACAAUAGCAAUACACAACAGUCUAUGUCGCCAUGUGCAAACCUCAACCAAAACACCACUCUGUAGCCACAAAUAAUGCUCAGAACAGCACCUAUCUUCAUCAACAGUACAUAUAGGGUCCCAGCCAUAGUUCUAGCCAUCAAACAUCUUUUUAGCUUUGUCUGGUUUCUUUAGCAAAGAGACCAAACACAACCAACCCACUCUCCUCCAGCAGCUGCUUGUUCGUUGAGAGGACCUGAAGAGUCGAUCACCGAGUGCAGUAGAGUUUCGCAGCUCAAGGAAGAAAAUUUAUGAUCAUUACUUCAUGGAAAUGCAAUCAGACCAAGACGCUAAGGUAGAAGAACUACCAUGUCUGCAGUGCAAAAUGAUUAUUAUGAUGAUUAUUACUUCAAGGAAAUGAUCCGCUGCACUCAGUGAUUGACUUGUCAGGGCUCCCCCACAAACAAGUGGCUGCUGGAGGAGAGUGGGUGAGUUGUGUUUGGUCUCUUUGCCAAAGAAAUAGACCGCUGUGUAUUGCUAUGAUGCGGUUGUUACCAAAGUUGGUAUACCUGGAGAAGCAAGCAGUUGGCAACAUUCAUCUCUCGAGGGGGUGUCUAACUUGGUGUUAUGGUGUUUGACCUCAACUUAAAGUUUACGCCAGAAUAUCCCUUUCAAGAUCGUGAUUCUUUGCUGAACCAUGUCAUGUCUGCCUCUGCAGCGGGUCAGUGAAGGCGCCCUGUCUCCAGAUGGCACUGUGUUGGCUACCGCCAGCCAUGAUGGAUACAUCAAGUUCUGGCAAAUCUACAUAGAAGGGACACAGGACAAGCCAAGGUAAAAAGGGUGGAUGUUUUUUAAGUUAAUAUUGACGCCCCUUUACUCUCACAUGUUAGUUCAGUAUUGUAACUCCCAUAUGUUCUUUUUUUUCUGUUAUUUUACCCUGCGUUUUACAGAUGUCUCCAUGAGUUGCGGCCUCAUGGAGGACGUCCUCUCUCAUGCCUUCUUUUCUGUGACAACCACAAGAGGCAGGACCCAGAGUCAGUACAAACAGCACUGAAGACUGCACACAGCUUAAAACGGUUUACAUUCUGCAACACCUGAUUUUUGGCAUUGGUUUCUUAUUGUUGUCUCUGUUGUAGGGUUCCUUUCUGGCGUUUCCUGAUCACCGGGGCAGAUCAGAACCAGGAGUUGAAAAUGUGGUGCACUGUUUCCUGGACUUGCUUACAGACCAUCAGGUUGUUGCUUCACUUCCUGUUCAUAAUUUUAAAUUCUUUUCGAUAUCACAGGGAUAUGAUUUCCCUGGAUUAGGAGGGUUUUACAGAUUGUCCAUUCAACACUGUAACCUACAUAAAUCCAAGCAACUAUGACUGCACAGUUAAGACCUAAGCAAGCGUGGAGGUUGCUGAAGUCCCAAUUAUCAUGUCCUCAGUUGAAAAGUUUAUGCAAAGUGCUGCAUCUUGAACAAGUUUCCAGCACAGUGUUGUGUGCGUCUGCACUCACAAAUGGACUGUGGCUCAGUGCUGGAGUCAGUCAUCUCCCAACUGGAAGGUUGAAGGUUAGAUCCAGGGGCUGUCAUACGCUCAGGUGUCCUUGGGCAAGACACUGAACCCCACUGAGCCCCACUGUGUGGUGUGUUUAAAUGAAAUAUGUCAAGAACUGAUGGACUCUGUUGAUAGCAACCUCUGCCGUCAGUGUGUGUGUGUGGUGUGUCCAUUUACCAUUACAAGUGGGUUGGUCAGGACUGGCAGGUAAGAGCCAGUGUUUGUCUUUGUCACUUAGAGACUGUUUGUGUGGCCCUUUUCACAACAAAAAGGUCAUGGCUGCUUCUUCUUAUUAUUUUUUUUUGCAAUGGAUUUUACCAUCGUACAAAAACUAAAAAUGGUGAUUUUCUGGAAUGAUCUUCAGCAGCCUUUAAUGUUCACGUUUGUCAGUGUACCAAGUAAAAAUAACAACAUUCCUGUUCAGUCAACUUUCUUCUGAAGUGACAAACCUGAAGGUGAAGGUGUGAUGAGAUCUUGCCCGUGGGGAUAGUGUAAAGAUAGUGUGAGAUGUUCUCACUCUGUAUCUACCCUGGCAAUUAGUAUAUUUCUUGUGUCUUAGCUGAUUUGGUUUUUUACAUGAUUGAGUUUUGUUUCCUGACAUAGCUCUAAGAAUAAGAAUAACUUAAUUUUAUCCCUGAAGGGAAAUUCAACUGUCUGUAGUCUCAGUUGUCAUGUGUCAAAAAGUCAUCUACUGUUUGCAGAAGAGUUGUAAAGUCUGAUGGCUGAUGGCUCUAGUAUGUACCUUCAACAUGGCUGCAGGUUGAUUAUUAGAAAAUUAUGAGGUGUUUUCGAUCAAAAGAAAGUACAGCUGGAAGUGGUUCCUGUGGCCCUGUGUCAUCUGUGCUUAGUCUAGCAUUUGUAGAUAUAAUCUCAAAUCUCUUAUCCCUUCUAUCUGUGGGUGUCUGUGCUGCCAGUAUUUUACAUAUCAACUUUUUUUUUAUGUAAAUGAAAUUGUCAGACCCUGCUCCUGAAGUCCCUAAAGAGAUGAUUUUUACCCCAGAACUAGAUGUUGACCCUGUUUGCUGUAGUCAAAAGGCCCUGAUGAUGAUGAUACAUUUUAUCUGUCUAAAGCACAUCACAUCAUUUAAAAAAAAAAAAAAUUCACAUUACUUUUAUUUGUUCCUAUUUCUUCAGAUUUUCUCCAGACGUGUUCAACUCUUCAGUUCUACCAAGCCUCAAAGCCUGCCUCGACCUCUCCGCUGAGUAUCUCAUCCUCACCGACGUACAGAGAAAGGUCUGUUUAAGAUGUCGACUCACUGAAAAACAUCAACUUGGUCCAGCCACUUGCUUCAUUCCUCUGUUAAAAUUUAGAUGAAAGCGAUUCUCCGUUUUCCUGUCACUUUGCUGGUCUCAUCUGGUCUCUAAAGAUACUAAGGAGAUAAAAGCGUGGCCCAAUGAUGAAAGUGACCCAUGGGUUUUUUGAUAUGACUUGAUUUUCCUUGCCACACACAUUGUCAUAAUAAUACUCUAAUCAUUUGACAGGUGCUGUAUGUGAUGGAGCUGCGGCAGGACCUGGAGAAAGGAAAAGCCACUUUCACAGCAGUGUCAGAAUUCCUGCUAACCCACCCUGUGCUUAGCUUUGGGGUGCGAGACGUGGCACACAGCAGACUGCGACACACUGAGGUCCUCACAGCAGAGGAGGAGAGUGAAAGCUUAACAACAGGUGCACUUACAUAGUCACACUUUCACACAUUACAUCGCUAACAGCAAGUAUGAAACAGUUUACUUUCUUUCCUAGUGUCUGUCUCUGACCUUUAGGGGACAAUAUUUGAGCAUGUUUUAACACUGAGUCUUAGUGCUUAACAUGUUGUGGGUGGGUAUUGUUUGUUUUCUUACAGAAGGCACCCAAGGGCCCACCGAGUCCAAGUCUGGGAUCCAAAUUAAACUCUAUUGUGUUCAUACGAAGUAAGUUCUCUCAUUAUAUUUUGUUGCCAAUAUGGUUUGUUAACUUGAAAGAGAGGUGCACCAAAUGACUAGCUGGUGACAGGAAUCACCCCAUUUAAAGCCAGUCCAGCUGUGAUUGGUCGUGAUGAAAUAGAGCACAAAUCCCACAGCUCGGUUCAGAUCAAGGGUUGAGGAUUGGCCAAAUGAAGAUUUUUGUAAUGAAACCUUUCUCAGUCAGUUCCCACCAUUUUUCCAACAAAACCUUGGUCAACAUAUACUGUCACAUUUAGGGACUUUUACAGGAUGUUGAUGUUCUCCCUGCUCUCUCUUUGUCUCACUGGCACAUUGUUGUUCAUGUUUAUAUCAGCAAAAAAUGAAGCUCUCUGUUUCUUUAUGUCAUCCAUACACUAACCUGGAUUGGAAAAACCUUUGAAAUACUUCUCUUACCCACAUUAUGUUGCUGCAAAUGUCAAAAAAGAGUUUUCUGAGGGAAAGGAGCUGGGGUUAAAUGCAGCACAUCUCUUAGUCUUCAUUUACUUGAACAUCCAUCAAACAUUAAGCCUGUAGAUCACAGGUCAAUUAUGAACUGUACACCCAGUGACUGUCGCUGACCUAUUGGCCAUCCUAGACAUAUUGUAAUGGUGGGGAUCCUGAGGGGAAUAUUAUUCGUAAUGUCAACUCAAUGUACUUAAAUGGCAUAGAAGGAAAAGAAAUCAAAGACAUUGUCAGCAAGUGUAAGAAUAAAUCAUCAUCAGAUUGGAAUGGCAUUGACAUGAUCUUGAUUAAGAAAGUAAUUGAUUCCAUUAUACAACCACUAACAUACAUCUUUAAUUUAUCUUUGACAACUGGUUCAUUUCCACAGAAAAUAAAAGUUGCCAAAGUUAUUCCGAUAUAUAAAGCUGGGGAGAAACAUCAUCUCACCAAUUAUAGACCAAUAUCCUUGCUUUGCCAAUUUUCCAAAAUACUGGAAAAAUUAUUUGUUGUGAGGCUAAAUCAUUUCAUUGAAAGUCAAAAAAUUCUAACUGACAGUCAGUAUGGCUUCAGAGCAAAAAGCUCAACAGCAAUGGCACUUAUGGAAUUGACAGAGGAAAUUACAAACUGUAUUGACACCAACAAAUAUGUCAUAGGAAUAUUUAUAGAUUUGAAAAAAGCCUUUGACACCAUUAAUCAUGAAAUACUAUUUAAAAAAAUCGAAAGGUACGGUAUAAGGGGAGUUGCAUUAAAUUGGUUGAAAAGUUACAUGCAUGAAAGGCAGCAGUUUGUACAGAUGGGUGACUAUAAAUCAUCAUUGGCUGACAUUACUUGUGGUGUUCCACAGGGGUCAGUAUUAGGCCCAAUAUUGUUUAUUCUUUACAUCAAUGACAUCUGUAGUGUGUCAAAUGUGUUGAAAUUUGUUUUAUUUGCGGAUGAUACAAAUGUAUUAUGUUCAGGGGAAAAUCUCCAGCAGCUUUUGGAGGUCACCACCACAGAAAUGAGUAAAUUAAAACAUUGGUUUGAUAUAAACAAAUUAUUAUUGAAUUUGAAUAAAACCAAGCUUCUGUUAUUUGGAAACCGUAAAACAGACACACCAGUACAAAUGAUGAUAGAUAAUGUUAACAUUGAAAGAGUACAUGAAAAUAAAUUUCUGGGUGUAAUACUGAACCACAGAAUCUGCUGGAAACCCCAUAUAAAUUAUUAAGAACAAAAGUCGCACGGAGCAUCGCAGUCCUGGGAAAAACAAAACACAUUUUGGACCGUAAAGCACUUCAUAUAUUAUAUUGCUCACUUGUACUGCCAUAUAUCAACUACUGUCUAGAAAUUUGGGGUAAUACUUAUAAAAGUAAUCUAAAACCAUUAUGUUGUUUCCAAAAAAGAGCCAUUAGAAUCGUUAACAAGGUAGGAUAUCUGGAUCACACAAACAUACUGUUUUUACAAUCACAUGUUAUGAAGCUCAUGAACCUUGUUGAAUACAAAACUGCACUGAUUAUGUUUAGAGCAAGACACAGGCUUUUGCCAGGUAAUAUACAAAAGAUGUUCAGUGAUAAAGAGGGGGGUUACAAUUUGAGACGAGAGCUUAAUUUCAAGGUACAUUUUGCUGGUUCAACAUUGAAAACGAUGUGCAUUUCAGUUUGUGGAGUGAGUUUGUGGAAUGGACUGAGCAUGGAGGUUCAGCGAAGUCCAAACCUGAAUAAUUACAAGAAGGCAUAUAAAAAUAUUAUUUUCAAGAGGUAUUCAGAUGAGGAGGGUCUGUGUUGACCUAUUGAGUCAACACAGCCCUGUUUUCAGUUUUCAAUGGGUUGGUCUGAAUAAUUUUAUCCCUGAUACUACUGCAGUCAUUUAAACUAUUGUAUAUGCAGUAAAGAAAUUUGUGUUGGCAAAAGGGGGGUAGGAGCUCGAUAAGUUUUAAACUUCAUCCUACUCCUUUUCGGACAUUGUUGUUGGUUUUCUUUUCUUCCUGAUUUGUAUUUUAUUGUCUUAUUUGAUUAAAUAAUUUUCGAAAUAAAAUAAAAAGAAAGAAAGAAAGAAUAGCACUAAUAUAAAAUACUAAAGAGGUUCAUUUGGCCUGUUGGUGAUAAAUUUUUAAGACGGUUCAUCUUUAAAAGCCAGAGAGGUAAAAAAAACAUUUUGUAACCCGUUGGUGUGACAUCAUCUGUGAUGAGUUGUAUGGGUUUUGCCAUGGUAGGCUCCUUCAUCCUGGUUUACUCUGAUGAAGGCUGCAGAGGCAAAGUGGCCGAAACUUGUCAGAUACCACACUUUUUUGUACCUUUCUGGCCUUUAUAGAUGACCUGUCGUAGGAAUUUAACAAUCAUAUCAGUUCUAUCAUUUCAGCUUGUCUGCCCAAGAGAUGUAAGAGUCUCAGUUUGCAGGAAGGACCCUUCAUCAGGGUCCUGCUAAUUCAGCUACCUAAAAAAAGAAAGCUAGCCACCGACCACAGAACCAAACAUGAUAUUAUUUUCAUUACAAAUGGUUGUUUUUUGCAGAUUGAUUACUGAGAGUAAACUGUCCUUGAGGACCCUUUUUUUGUUUGGUCUUUUCUUAUUUGCUAUAUGUAUAUUUCAACUGGACAGCAUACCAAAAGUUCCCUGUGGCAAUAGGGAACCAGAUACUUUUGCAUCAACAUCUGUUCUACACUUAAAUUCAUCAAUUUUAUUUUUCAUUUGUUAUCAUAAAAUUUUGUUUUUUCAUUUUUAAAGUUAAAAAAAGGCAUUAUAGGCCACCGUACAGUAUAUUGGCCAUCAACUGCCCUGCUCCUUCAACAGUGUCAACAGUUGUUAACACUCAGCAAAGCAGCCACAAUGAUCAUAAUCAGUCACACCUAUCUGUGUUUUCAGGAGUCUGCAGGAUGUCCAGAUCUGGUUCCAGCCCAACUUGACUUGCAGCUCCACAGUCUUCUUGCCGCACUCCGAUUCUCAGGAUGGCUUUGGUGAGUCACAUCCCAAGAACUCCAAAUAGAGUGGAUUCAGGUUUUCAAUACAUGGGUGUUCAGUUUGUUGAUUAGGUUAUAAUAACUUAUAUAGCAGGGUUCUUGAGGAGCACCAGAGCAAAGUAAACAGUGUACAGCAGAUAGUGCCUAGCCAACAGAUUACAACUCUGAUGUGUUUCAAUGCUGUAAGGAGGUUUUAAUGGACACUGUGUUUUGGUAGGUUCUGUCACAAAAGGAAACAUGAGCUCCGCAUAUUGAAUAUUUUUCAGUUUGAAACAGUGAUACUUAGUUUUAUAGUUUUGUAAUUGAAAUAACUUUACAUCAUCCUGAAUGACCCAAGUAUACAAAGAUUGCAACAGAGUGUUUUCUCCUGUUUUUUUACAUGGCUGGUGAUAGAUGGUUACCAUGGUAACCAUGUGCACUUUUUCUGACUCACUCUGACAUAUAAAGUGAUACAAAAUAAUACAAAAUAAAAUCGCUUGUUAAGUCAUUUGAACCGUAAUUCCUAAUGAAUUGGUGAAUACAAAUCAUAGCAAUGUAUAACUCCUCAUUAACUGUCCAUCAGACACUUGGUCCUAACUAAUUAGUCUUGAGGUAAACUCGAACAGCAGUAAUGUAGUCAUGCACAUAAUACAGGAGGAUAUGUUGACAAAGGCUGUCAUCCUGAGUUUAAAUGGAUGGUUGUCAACCUAUUGUUAAGAGUUGAUUCAAAUAGUGUUUUUGGUUAGGCAGAGAAACAUCACAACACUAUAAUUUCAUAACACUUCUUUCUUGUGUAUAAAGAAAUCCAAGCGAAGUUUUCUAAUAUUACCAGGACUAUAUAAAGAAACGUCACACAAUAUCCAACAAUAUAGAUAAUAUGCAAUUUCUAGGUAAAAGUCCAGGGAAUACUUGUUUAGAUUGAUCCCAUAAAAUCCCAAAAAAGACACCACUAGGAGGAGCUCUUGAUCUAUGAGAAAUCUGGAUUAAAUCUGCAACAUUGAAAUUUUGGCUGAAUGGCUACCUAGAUGAGUGGGAAGAGUAUUUUACAGCAGAUGUAACUCACAGACAGACACAGGGGCGUAGCCUUCAUUUCAGAUGUGAGGGGGACUGAUCAUUCAGGAGCAAGAUUACAGGCCAGAAAAGGCCAGAGGCAGUACUAGAUGUUGGGGGAACCUGUCCCUGCGUACCCUGUGUCCACUAUGCCCAUGCACAGACGGGACAUCAUAUUGUGAAGUCCAUCAAGCAUCCACAUUAUACCCAUUGUAGUUUUUUUUUCCUUUCUGCACCAAAAGAACAGGUAACAGGCGUCUUAUGCAAUGAUUUGAGUUGGCUUUUUGGAGGCUAAAUGUCCCCCCGGGCCAACGAACAACUUGGUCUCUGUUUGUUGAGGAAAUGAGCGAUGUUUAACCUUUGGGGAACCUCUCUUGGUUAUCUCCUUUUUGGACAAAAAGGCUCAGAAACACAUUGUCUCACUACACAAUGUAGCUUUGAAAAAAAGAAAACAUCAACAGGCUUGACAAAGGUAACAUAAAAACUGAACUUUGCACUGCAGGUGUAGCAAUUCCCAAAAGAGAAAAAUGAAUUACAAUAACAACAAUAACAACAACAACCUAUAGUCGAGGACAGGACAAUACAAUAGUGGGUCAAAGAUUUAAAGGAUGGCGUGCCAUCAGAGGAGAUUGACUAAAUCCUAAAUGAUUGUCUCAGAAGUGAUCAUUUUUACCUCUUCACUGAAUACUCUUUAAUUUUCAAAAACCUUCCUGCUCCUUUCUGUCCUUUAUCAUUUUAAGUUUCAUUUUCAGGUUUUUGGCCUGUCUCAGUUUUUUUUUUUUUUUUAUGGCGGCACUUCUUGCCACAUAUCUCCCAAAUGUAUGGAUCUUGUAGUGAAAGGUUGAAUUCAAUAGAAAAUCUUUGCAUUUGCCUUUUUGUAUUUUCUGCUUUCUGGGAUUUUACCCUUUGUCAUUAGCGUCUGCUUCACCUGGAGGUUCUUCCCCCAUUUCCUUUUAUUCAUUUAUUCCCUUUAAAGCAGCUGGAGGGAGUUUUCAUUUUUGUUGAUUUUUUCGGCCAUAUUUUGCUCAUUGCUUAUUUUGCUCGCAUGUCAGGGCUCCAGAAACUAACUUUUUUUUGAGCAGUUUGAGGCAACUUACGUUGUGAAUAUAUUAAAAUGGAAAGCGAGUCUGGGUCAGCCUGUCGUGAAGUGUGAGACAGACGUGAAGCAGCAGGACUACUGAGGUUAGUGACACAGAGCUGCUCUGCCUGUCUGUCUCCGGUGUGGAGGAGCGUCUCACUCUGUGGCUGCAGCUGUAGCAUGACAUGGUGUCUGCAGGAGUCUCCUGCUGCAAGACACUAACACUGUUUGUGUAGUGACAGUAAUAUGCGCGUUUCUGUGAAAAAUAAAGAGAAAGAACGCGCGUGUGGCGUCUCUGGUCUGAGUGCCGUAGAUCAUUUCCUUAGUGGUCCUGACCCGACCACUGGCUCCCGUUUUCACUAUUUAGACACAGCUUAUCUUCACACUGAUGGACUUAUUCGCUGCCUCAGGUGACAGGGAGACAUCAGCAGAAACUAGACGAUUUUUCAAAUCAAGUUCAAAGUUCCCUAUGGGAAGUUUAAGUAUUCACAUGCUUUUCUUUCUUAAUCUGCUCCCUGACUGUUUUUAGUAUUAAGUGUAGUAGGCUCUGCACAAAGUUCAGGGGAUUCAAAAAUUGUAGUAAGCCUGCAGUCACCUCCUUCAGAGACACCACAGACUGUGAUUCGUGAAAAUCUUGUUACAAACACUUUGAUCCCUUUGCUCCUCAUUUUUUGUAUGUUAUGCUUUCUGUGCAUGUCAAAUAUUUAUGCAGAUUUAAGUGGUCAUUCUUUCUGUGUGUUUAGUGGCGUUUUCAGACCAUCUAACGGACCAGAGCUCUGACAAGGAAUCAGGAAGUGGCUCACAGACAGACCUGAGGAGUAUCUCCAUGCUCCCUGCUCCCACAGAUUUUCUGUCGAGUGUGGGCCCCACUAGUGUGACCAUGCCGAAGCUGAUGACCCCUGAUGCCUUCAUGACCCCCAGCACCUCAGUAAGGACACCUCACAUUAGAGCCUUGUUUACAUCUUCUUUUAAUCACCAAAUAACAUUGCUGCUCUGAGGUCAAUAUCUGUUUAUUUGUACACCAUAUAGUGAACAUCAACAAACAGAAUUGCUAGGCAACACUGUGCUGUUGCCUGGCAACAUCCUGCCCCUUGAAUUGACCCCUACUCACACAAAUAAACAAACACACACACACAUGCAUUUAUAAACACUUGAACUGUUGUUACCAGGCAUCAGAUGACCCCCUGUCAGAACCCUAACCUGGACUCACUGAGGCCUGCUCAACCUUUGUUUGUUUGUGUCUUCUUUAAAGAUAGACAUUUACUGAGCAGGUUAUCACAAUUGUUCAUGUAAAGCAACAGACAGAGAGGUAAGAGGAAGGGCAAAUUCUGUGAUUUCCUGGAAAAUGUCAACAUACAGAUGACAGUUAUAGCUAAAAACCAACAGCAACAGAGGAAGAUUCUCCAACUCUUCUUCAAGUUUAUGUAUCAGUGAACAUUUUUGUCCUCCUUUUUUAAUGUGCAGGUACCAGCAUCUCCUGGUAGCAGUGCCAGCAGUCUGACGAUCGUGACAGCCAUCAGCAGCAACUCAGACUCCACCAAUAGGUCUGUAACAACGUGUUAAAGCGUCAUUUACAGUGAUCAGAUCCUGUCCAUCACAAAUACAACCUAUCAUACUUUUAUAUCCCCCUGCUUUGCUAGUCAGGCAUGCAAAGUUGUAUUAUUGAGUUCACUAUGUCUAUGUUUCUCUGCAGAGCUAUGGACGAUGUCAGUCAGAGUCCUAUCAGAGCUGAAAACACCAGCAGUAGUAAUCUGGCACAGUCCACUUCUGCCAACAGCUCAAGAGCAGCUUCUGCAGUGUUGCUGCCUGGACUGGAGAAUCUGCAGGUAGGGCUCAACACACACCAUCCAGAUUCCUCUAGAGUUGCCUCUCCCAUAUUUACCACUGUGCUUAUCUUCAUCUCCAGGCUUUGGUGCCCCCCAGUGGUCCUCAUGCACUUGACAGCUCUCAGGUUCUAGAUUCCCCGCUCCUGCCACCCCUGGCCUCUCCAACAAGGGCCCGUUCUCCUGAUGUCAUUUCUUCAGCCUCCACAGCUAUGUCCCAGGAUAUGCCUGAAAUCGCAUCUCAGACCAUGCAACACCAGCGUGGACUGGUGUCAAACAUGGAUCCCUCAUCUUUGUCUGCCCUACAGACGGACAGCAUGGCCUCUGCUGCAUCUGCACUGCACUUACUGACCUCACCACGCUCAGCCAACAACAGGUACUCUGAUGAGGAACAAUCAAAGUGUAAAGCUCACAAAUAUAUAUCGAGCUUUACUCUCUUACUGUGAAUAAAAGACCAUCAAAGUUGUAAGGCUGUUAUGAAAAAUACAUACCGUUAAAUCUGAUGUAUGAGAUGUACUUAGAGGACUAUUGUUUUGUGAUUGAUAAAGUAAGGUGGGCCCUGUAUGCUGGUAUACAUCAGUAGAAAGAGUGUUGUGUAACAGAGUUUUUCUCCAAAGAUAGGGCUUUAACCCAUUAAGACCUGAACCCUGUCUGAGCCACACCUCUGAAAUCCUGAGGGCAAUUUUGAGAAGGGCCCCCUGAUCCUGAGGUUUUCCGAAGUGUUGAGGUUCAUCAAAAAGCGGAUAUCUUGGCCUCUGUAGCAGAUAGAAACAAAAUUCAAAAAGUAUUUGAGAGCUUACACAUGUGGCUUUCAAGAUGACUCUUUAAUUUUUCUGAACCUUCAUCAUAUUAUUGGAAAACCUUGAACAAACAAACUCAAACGAAAUAAAGCGGCUGUAUAAAUAAAAGUAAAGGCUCUGCACUGGCGAAUAACAAUUUGCUUUCUCUAAAACAAGUGGCAGUCAUGAUAAAGUGUCCAUUCAAUACAAAUAAAAAAUAAAGUGUUGAAAGGGUAUGCAGCUGCCCUAGUAUAGUGCCAGUACAAAAGCAGCUCUAAACUAAAACAAAUAAAUAAAUACGUGGCUGACAGUGUGUUCAUGUCUGUGCUCACCCAAAGUCAUGCAACACUCAGAAAUCAUCAAUAGUGUGAGCCAAAGCACUCAAUAUAAAGAGGUUAUCCACAGUGCUGGAUGCUUCUUCUCUGAAACUGCUCUCUACCUCCGUCAUUGUUUACUUCCCUCACGAAGCACGUAGCAAGAUCUGAGCAUGAAUCCGAUCGUUUUAUUAAGCUUUAUUAGCUUUAUUAGCUUUAUUAGCUUAUCAGAGGCAGUAUGAUGGCGAUACGAUGAUUUGAUUCACCAUGGCCCCAGAAAUGAUUGAAAAACUACAGAAUGUUAUGAAAUGACGUACACGCUUCUCCCGGCUUGGACGGUCGAAAUGCGUACAUGUGGUCCUGGUUUAAAUUGGUUAAAAAAGAAAGCCACCUCUUCAGUUCAUGCUGGAUCAGUAGAUCUAGAUCUUGAUCUAGAGGUACUUUUGAACUUUUUCUUGCUCACAAGAUUAAACACCAUCAAGUCGACAAAUCUUGCCGAGUUCUGGUUUGACUGAAGACCAGGGGUAUUAUGGGCGUGUGGGUCUCUCCUUACUUCACAGCAAUCAAUGCUACCAUAGGCUGAACUCUUCUACCAUAGAGGUAGCUGGCAGUAUGAGGUGAACAGAUGAUUGUAGUAAGAUUUACACAUCUGCAUAGAAACUGCACUAGAAACUGACCCCAAUGAAAGUCUUCUCCCAGGAAAGCAGAUUAACCCUUUUCUGGGAGUCCCCUGAAAACAGACUGGAUCUUAUGUAACAUUGUGACUUCUGGUAUUCACAGUUUCUUUUCUGGCAUGCAUGCACAUCCAAAAGAGCUCAGAUUCAGAUUUGAUUUGUUAUCAUUGCACAUGUCACAAGUACAGUACAAGUAAAGUCAGCUUGUGGUCUUUUUUGAAGUUUCCUGUAAAACUUAAAGAAACCCCAGUAUGACAUUGAAAUAAAGACAACCAUUGUACUUUCUGUCUCAGCCUGUUGCCCCUUGAACUUGGUGGUGCAGAUGGGCCAGUGGUGGGAGCAGUGGAGCCAGAACCAAGAAUUAGCAGCACUCCAUCUCUUCUGGAGAACGCUCUGUCACAGGAGAACCCUGGGGUUGGGAUUGGAUCAGCAGAUGGCGGUGUUAGCCACACACCUUGGCCUGCUGCACCUGACAUCACUAGAGAAACCAGGAACAGUCUGAGGGAUAAUGGUCUUGGAGACUGGUAAGAAAAACAUAGAACAAUAAACAUCUACACGAAGAACUGAAUGUGUUCAUUCCUCAGAGUAUUAUGUCAAGUAACCUGUAACAUAAUGUCAUUUUUGUUACACUGAUUGACUUUUUAGUUGGCCUGUCAAAAUUUCCGUUCACAUGACAAAUGAAAAAUAAUUACCAAUGAACUCAGAUCUCUGUUUAAAAACUUUUGGUCAUACAUGGAUAGAUUGAUUAACCAAAAUUCUGUUGCCUCUUUGCUUCGUUUGUAGCUCAAGAGACCAAGAAACUAAGGACAGACACCUGAGCUCACCCUAUCAUCGACGCUCCUAUCACCUCACACACAAUGAGAGUCUGGAUGCUGGUGCAGAGCAGAGGUUACACAACCAAGACAUCAUUUUUGUUGUUGUUGAAGAAACAGAUGUAGAGUCAGCAUGUAGUAUUCUGUGAGGAGCUGCUGCUCAAAUGAGGUUUAUUACCAAUUUCAAACCGCUUUUGGCCCAUCAAGGUUUUAUUUUAGUCACUGAGUCUGAGACAAUGAAAGAGCAUUUGGCAUGGCAUGGACUCAAUUAUAUAACAUACUGAAUAGACAGCUUUUCUAACUCUGCAUUUCUUCAUUUGAUACAGUGACCCUGAUGAGGAAGUAGCCAGUCUGGCAUCAUCCUCAGGCAAUUGUGGCAGCCGCUCCUCCCACAGAGUUCCAGUGAAGGACUGGAAGACCUCACCACGAGGAUCACCAAAGCUGAAGAGGAAGACUAAGAAAGAUGACAGGUUUGUCAGAAGGUUGGAGCCGGGGCUCACACGAGUUUCAUCUUACACAUUGAAAUAAAUUUCCCUUCUCCUUAUAAGAAGUAGCAAUCAAAGAGUAUCCCCCACCCCUUGACUUAUUUAGUAGUCUUAAUUUCAGCUAAGCUUCAAAUGUAUUUGUGCUUUGUCUGUGUUAAAAAAAAAAAAAAAAAAAAACUGCAGAAAUCUGUAGAAAUACAAAUAUGACAAAUAUGAGACUGGUGUCCAUCACAGUCAAAGUUCCUCAUGCAUUCCUCUUCUUUCUGUUUAGUGAGUCAUGUCAGAUCAGGCAAAUCGACUUGAGUCAGGUAAGAGGAUCAUCACCUUGGUCAGCUGUCUUUUUAUGCAUGAAUUGCUGCAGUUGUUUGAUAUUUGUGAAAAUGUUUUUAUGUUUUUUUUUAUGGGCUCUCCAGUUAUUAUUUUGUUACCAGUUUGCACCCUAACAUUACUGGGUGUUUGUUUUGGCUCUGAGAACAAUGCAAUCAGGCACUUAACAACAGUGAAAUCGAACCAGUGUUAUUGUAGUUUAUUAAACUCAGCUGUCGCUACACUUUUUCUUUUGACUUACUACAUUUGUUCUCUUCUCCACUCUAUAGUUGAAUGCAGGAGUACAAGACGAGUUAUUGAUGCUCCUGCGUAGCCAGCAAAGAGAGCUCACUGAGCUGCGGGGACAAAUUGAGGCCAUGCAGAGCUCGAUUUUGUCCCAGGUAGAGCAUACUCUGACCACCCGCCAGGAACAAGAACGUAUCCUUCUUCUCACAAAACUUCAGAUUGCUUUUUUAAUGUCAUUUGCCUCCCAAACUUUUCUGAAUCUUUGAUUGAUAUCUGUUACUCAGGCUUGCCAAGGACCUGCAAAUUUUUAGUAGUACACUUCAGUUAAGGCUGGUCUAAACUCUGACAAGGAUACCCACUGUUGCCGUUCUGUAUGGGUGUUGUAUAUUCUACCAAUGCAUGUGUUGUUUCCCUUCAGACCUUCCAGAUUCCCUCUAGUCCAAAGACAAGCUCGUUAGGUUAAUUGAUCUCUCUAAAAGAUGUUCAAGGAUAGGGAUGGGAAUCGAGAGCCGGUUCUUGUUGAGAACCGGUUCCAAAUGGUUCAAUCCAUUGACAUCAUUUACGUUUCAUCCUAACGGUUCCUGUAACAAUUCCUUUCUUCCGUGUGCAUUGAAAAACGGUCUACGCGAACAGGAACAAAGAUUAAGAGAAAAACAUGGCGGACGGUACAAAAAGAAGGCAGAAACAAUCUAAAGCGUGGCUUAAUUUUACCAAGAAAGACGACAACAGUGCAACGUUUGUUGAGCAAUGAUAACAUGCAAAGGUGGAAACACCAGCAACAUGCUUAAACAUUUGUCAAUGGGGCACGGCAGCAAAUAUAAGGACUCACAUGUGUUCGAUAGUCUCCGCCAGUUGUCAGCCGCUGCUGCUCUGUCUCAGCAUGGCAUAGAAGGUACACAUAGGGUGACCAUACGUUCUCUUACCCGGUCAUGUCCUCUUUUGGGGGGCUGCCGGGGGGGAGUUUAAAAUCCUUCAAAUGUCCAGAACGUGUAUUCAUUCAUUAUCAAAUUGUGCAGCACACGAGUGCUUUCUGCAGCUCUGCCCCUCCACUCACUAAGCAAAGCCACUGACAAGACGCACACAUGCACUGUCUUUGGGAAUUCAGAAUAUGGGUUUAACUGAGUUAGAAGUGCAUAAAAAACACUCGACCCGACACAAAAAAACCCUCAUAAUUUCCACCCCCUGUAGUUGUGUCUUCUUUUGGGGGCUUCAGAAUACGGUCAACCUAACAAAUGUCCAUACCUGUCAACAUCCGUUUUUCCUAUCUCCUGCCUACCUCCCAUAUUGUAAUUUCUCCCGUAGUUUGCAUGGUCCACGUUCAUUCAAGAAUCGGAUCACUAUUUUUGUUCAAAGUAUCCAAGUUUCUUAACAACUGAACUUAAGAUAGUCCUGUGUUUUUGCUGAGCCUCACAGGCACUGCAUUGAAACUUGCAGGUAUGCAAAUAGCGUUUCAGUUUGAUUAUUUUAAGACUCUCACUGGCGAUGGCAUACAUCUUUUUCUGUUAUCAGAGAUCAAUAAAAUUUUGAGUUAACGGUGAAAACCUAUAGUUUUUUUUUUUUAAGCAAAGAGAGGCAUUGAUAAGGGAACCAUUAAAGCAUUGAAUCGAUUAGCAGAAUCAAUAUUGACAUCGAUAUCGAUAAAAUCUGAACAAUUCCCAUCCCUAUUCAAGGAGUGACUAAGGCCUAGUCCAGAUUGUCACUCUUUCCCCUUCCCCCUUGUCUUACCCCUUUGCCUACCCCGUCCCCUAGGCCCUUUGUUUUGAGAGCCAAGGGGAAGGGGAGAAAACAUGUCCCUAAGAAACGAGACGCCACUCGAUUCCUGCUACGUCAUCAUGCCUUGUCGUUUGGGGUGAAUUUGUCACCCGAGUCUGACAUCAUUGUAGCUAUCAAUAGCUAUAGCUUCGUUAGCUAGCUCGUCAAUGUGCGAAUGUAAAACGCAAACAAUUCAAGACAUAGCUAAUGAUUACGUGGAGUAGCAAAAGAUUGAAUAUCUGAUUUAAAAAACAUAAGUGUCAUUACUAUGAAAAUCAUAUCAAAGUCUUACUCCUUGCUUUACAUUGAGGUUCUGGUUUAUCUUUAUCUAUCAAGGGGUGUGUACCCCCCGCCCUUAGCACUUCCCCUUGACCUUACAGAGAAUUGGGACACCCCUUUGCUUGACGCUAACGCACAAAACCGUGGACAAAGGGGUAAGACAAGGGUUAAGGGGUACAAUAGGGAUUGGCCCUAAGAGUACAACUGGUAGCAACAUCUGUCAACCUGUCCACAGUGUUUCCUGCCUGGUGGUUAGCUUAAACACUUGAACUUAUCAUGCAUAACUUUUUUAUGCACUUACUAGUUUGACGCAUGUCUUUUUGAACAAGACCUGCUCCAGGAUUGAUGAUUUUUCAUUAUGGGCCUUUACCUGUCAUGACCUCAGAGUGCAGACUAGAACGAGUUCUUGCAGAGAGUCAGAAUCAUCAGCAGCAGCUCCAGGAACACCUCAGCCAGCAAAUUAGCCAUGCCCUGAGCUCAGCGCUGACCAACAGGAUGGAUAAAGUACUACGAGAGGAAAUUAAGAAAACUGUACCACAAAGUAAGGAAACACACACAAACACACCACACACUCACAUACUGUGAAUAAGAUCACUCCUACACAAGUGUCACCAGAGGAUGGUGGUAUGGUACCACUGACUCAGUGUUAAAUGCAUGUGUGCUGAUAGAAGGAGCCAAGUACAUUUACAAACCCUGAUUCCAGUGAAGUUGGGAUUGAAUAGACUUUACAGACUAAAUAUUUCUGUUCAAAUUCAUGAACUUCAUUGUUUUGUUUAGUUUUCUGAAAAUAUUCACACAUUUUGAGCUUGGUGCCUACAACAUGUUCCAAAAAACUGGGUCAACAAAAGUCAGGGAAAAUUGAGAAAUGUUUCAUUAACACCUGUUUGGAUCCUUCCACAGGUGAACAGGCUCAUUGGAAACAGGUGAGGGUCAUAGUUGGGUAUAAAAAGAACAUCCCCAAAAGGCUCAGUCUCUCACAAACCAAGACGGGGCGAGGUUCACCACUUUGUGAACAACUGUCUAAGCAAAUAGACCAACAGUUUAAGAACAACGUUACUCCAUGUAAAACUGCAGAAAUGGAAGUUAUUUCAUCAUCUACAGUGCAAAAUAUCAUCCAAAGAUUCAGAGAAUCCAGAGAACUCUCUGCACCUAAGCAGCAAGGUUAAAAACUAACAUAUAAUUAUCAUGAACUUUGAUCCCUCAGGUGAACAACUGACAUUAUUCUGUAAAGGGUGUUACCAGGUGGGCUGAGCAGGACUUCAGAAAACCACUGUUAGUUCAGACAGUUCCUCUCUACAUCAAAGUCUACCACACAAAGCCAAAGCCAAAUAUCAACAAGAGCCAGAAACACGGCCAGCUUCCCUGAGCCUGAGCUCAUCUGAGAUGAACUGACACAAAAUGACAAAGUGUGCUGUGGUCUAAUGAGUCAAUUUUUCAAAUUAUUUUUGGAAAUCAUGAAUGUGGUGUCCUCUGGGCUAAAGAGGAAAAGUACCAUCCAGAUUAUUAUAAGGUAAAAAUUCAAAAGGCAGCAUCUGUGAUGGUCUGGAGGUGUGUCCGUGUCCAUGUUCAAUUCAAACCUUAAGUACAGUGUUGUACUCCCCUGUUCCUUGUUUUUGAGCUGCUGCAACAAGAGAAUUUUGCCCAGUGGGAGAUGAAUUAAGUAUAUCUUAUGUUGUCUUAUCUUAAAGGUGAUGUACCACAAUGGUAAACAUGCCCUUAAAUAAUAAGGGAUUCAUGAAUACACAGUGUCCCAACUUCAUUUAAAUAGGGGUUUGUACAAAGAUUAGUUGUUAUGAUGGCAUAACUUAAACUCUGUUAAAAGUAUGUAAAACCAAUUGGCAGCAGCAGGAUCUGAUCCUGUUCUUCACGUGUUAUUGUGUGUUGAAUCGUUCUGUGUGUCAGUCUUUGGGCAGUCACAUGGAGCUAACAAGUCUUAACAAGCAGCAAGGUCUCAUGGCUUUGUCAACUUCCCUCCACUGCUGAUUGUUUCAGUUUGACCAGGGGACAUUCAAACACAUUGCAGAGGUCACAGUGUCAGUUGUGUAUUUCAUACAUUUCUUCAGUCAAAAGUAUCAGACUUUGAACACAGUUGACACCUUAACUCUGAUUUCUUGUAAACAGAUGCCCCUUGUAUGAAGUCCUUGCUCCUCUCUUUCUACCACCCACAUGCUCAGUGAAAGAGACUUUAAUGUGCAGACCCUUUUUGUUGUGGUCCUCCUAUCCAAGGUUAUUUCACACUCUUUGCCACUAAGAUGGUUUCAGACUACACUAUAAACCUGAGUGUGAAUGUGGUGGAACUCCUUGCUUUUAGUUGAGGUGCUUAUUUUAGCAGGAUAGAGCAGCUGAGGUGCCGACUAAGUGCUGCUGUAGUGCUACACAUCUACAGGUUAGGUGUCUCAAAAAAUGUUUGCUUAAAUGCCUGAUUUCCUGCAGGACGUGGACACUGAAAAAAGAUUUCUUGUCAAUUAUAACAAUUUUAAAAAAAUAAUACCUUUCUCUACAUUUUUCAAAGUUUAUAUACAUGUAAAUAUAACCAACCACCAGAGAUUGCAAUUACCCUCUAGUUCAUGUCUGAAUUUUUUUUAUUCAAUUUAAUGAAAUGUAAUUUAAUUAAUUUUUGUUUUGUUCUAUACAUAAAUAUUUUAUUAUAUGAAGACUCCAAGUAUUCUGCAUCGUCUCCUGUCAAAUACUAUUGUUGCUCUUGUAUCAUUUUUGUUUUGCUCCUGCUACUUUGAUACUGGCAGUAACAGAAGCACACAUAAACGUCAAGCCAUGUGGAGCAUUUAAGCAAUAAGAAAUGGGUUUACUCCCAUCAGGUAGCAACAAUUGUUGUAAGUGUUUGCAUCAAUAACAGCCCACAUUUUCAACAGAAUGAACCUACCCUCACCAUUGGACUAAGAUUUCUCCUCGAGGGCAGUGGUCCCCAACCUUUUUUGUACCAGGGACCAGUUUCAUGCAGGAAACUUUUUCCAAGGACCGGGUAGGGGCGUGGAGGUUCCAAUAACAAAAACCUUGAUCAGUACAUAGUAUGUACAUAGUAUGUAAUCUGGAUACAACAAUUGCAUUUUAUAUUAGGCACUUUCAUUACACUUUAACAUCAACUCACCAUAAUGCAGAAUCAACCCUUUCUUUCUCCAGUGAACUCUGUUCCUGGCUCAUUCUUGCAAGGGCUAGCUUGUGUUGCUGGUGCAGGAAAAUGACGAGCCGAAGAGUUAGGGGGGAAGGGAGGCGAUGGCGGAAGUGGUGGUCUUUCAAAAUAAGAUACUGGGAGGACGAAUGAAAAGAAAAAAAAAAAAUUUAAUCAUCGUUAUUUUUUUUGCGGCCUGGUACUGAUUGAUCCACGGACCAGUAUCGGUCUGGGGCCUGGUGGUUGGGGACCACUGCUCUAGGGGUCAGACUGGACCUUUCUGAUCCAAAUGAGUUGUUUACAUGAAGUGCUUUAAUUCUGAUUCUGGCUAUUAUUCCAGUUUUAAGUAGUCUGUAUAAACAAAGCCAUUGUCUAUGUAUGAAAUAUGACAGUCACUAACAAAACAGACUUAAAACUGCCUUUAAAUGUUAUUCAGCAUUAAAGAUCUUAACUCAAAGUCAGUGUAAAUCAAUUUUGUCUGAAAGGAAACAUUUGAUUUUUAUUGCCAUUAACAAGACAAACUCAGAGUAAAUCAUUGAGGACUAGUGGCAGAAGCUCUCUAGCAGAGCUGCAGGCAUUACACUGGGCUGCACAAAUGCUUCCUGUGUGAAGGAUGUAGCAGAGCAGGCACUUUUGUUUUGUCAGGCUUCUCAGGCUCAGGGUUUCUACGCAAGUAUGGAAAAAUAUGGAAAUAAAUUUGAGAAAUUUCCAGGUCUUAAAAAGUAUGGAAAAUGAAAAAUAAAGUAUGGAAAAAUAUGGUCUAUUGCCACAGUUCUAAAAAUAAUGUUUUUAAAAUAGAAAAUUAAUUAUUUAAAAUAAUAAUGGUAAAAAGUAAAGUAUGGAAAAUCCAACUCUGUAGGAAUCCCGCGAGGCUUGUAUUUUGGUCCCAGGCGGUCAGACUUGAAGAUGCCUGGUCUUGUUGAGUAUAUAUUCUUUUUCUUAAUCUUGAGACCGGUGGGUACAUCAGGAUUUUGUUUCUUUUUAUUUUGAAGUCAGACUACUUGUACCUUAAGUUAUGAUCAUUAUUUCGAUCAACAAUGCUAAUCCCUGCUGAAAGUCAAAAUGUAUGCUAGUUCUUUUUGUAAAUAGGUAAUGGACUAAUUAAGCCAAAACUCUCUCCUGAGUCCCCCACCUCACCUCAAGUCUAGGCUGUUGGGUAUCAUUCCUAUUCCAGUGCUCUCUCUCUUGUCUUCUUGAGUGAGGUACUGGAUUGCUACAGGACCAAAUACUGACUAAAAUUGCUGACUAAAAGACUAAGACACUGUGUGACGUUGAUAGAUAGGUGACAUUUUUAGGGUUAGUAUUUGGGUUUGUUUCUGUACUUAUGGAUAAGAUCAAUGUAAACACUACUCGAUUUUGAAGCUCCCAUUGGUCAAAGUAAAUCAGGUCUUUGUUCCUUCCUUUGUCUAGUGAUCUUUGACUGAAGAAUAUAUUAUAAAAGAUUUAGAUAUCACUGUAGGCCUGAGUUCAUUGGGGGAAAGUCAAAGUCGGGAGGUGCUCUGUGUGGUCUAACAUAAAUCAAACGCCCUCUCUUUUUCUUUCUUGACUUUUCACCCUUUCCUCUUCUUUCAGGAUAAGAUGCUCCUGUCUUUUUACCUGUGCCUUGAUCUUGGGCCUAAAGAGCGUUUGCUAAUCUGUUGUACCAAUUCUUUCCUCUCUUCAGCUAUCUCGAAGAGUCUGGAGCCAGUGGUAGGUCAGCUGAACAAUACCAUCACUGCUAAGAUGACUGCUGUAGAAAUCACUCUAAAGGAAAACGUGAACAAGGUUGUCAAAUCCAAGGUAAGUGGCUGAGCUAGUGUACGGUCCUAUCCUUCAAUCUGAAAACAUCUCAUAGCUCACUUUUAUUCACUGACUGUUUACAGAACACAACAGAUGCAAUCGGUCGAGCUGCAGCUGAAGCGAUGCAGGGGCCAAUACAAGCAGCCUACAAAGAUGCCUUCCAGAGCAUAGUGCUGCCUGUCUUUGAAAGAGGGUGUCAGACCAUGUUUCAACAAAUCAACGACAGCUUCAAGCAAGGCACACAAGAAUGUAAGGCAGUCUUUUCAAGCAUUAACAUUUCUGUUUUUUCAUCUGCCUGUGGCCAGACACAGUCUUUGAAUAGUUACCAUAAGCUUUUCUCCAGACUCACAAUGGCUAAUUUCCCUGUAAGAUACUUUGGUAUUUUCUUCAUAUUGGUUGUUUCCUGAAUUCAGAGUCUGUUUGUUUGCAAGUCUUCCUAAAUAACCAUCUCUUUGAAAAGCUCAGGGACAGCUUUUGUAAUGAUUCUCUUUCAGACUGAGCCAGGGCACUGAUGUGUUGAUAAAUAGUCUUUUAUACAGAGAUCGCGCUCAUACCGACCUCUGGAAGCCUACAGCAAGGUGUUUUUAAAUAUUACCAAGGCUGUCAUAUUUGAUACAGAAGGGUUAGUCUGUAACUCAGAUUUCUGCCACAUAGCAUUUCUCAGUCUGUGUGCUCUGUCUGAUUUGAAUUUAAUCUAUGAUCAGAACCAAGGGUUCAUCUUGGAUGACUGAAUCUUGUCUGUAACGUGCUCUCACUACAAGGAAGGGUAAGCAGCUUAAAGCUGGAACAAUAAAAGGCAAUAUGAUUUCUGUUUAUUUACCACCUACUGUAUAUUUAUCAUGGGUAAUAGUUUUGAAAUUCUCCAGUUCUCAUCUCUUCAGGUGAUUUUCAUAAAAAUCCUGUAUAGAGUGACCUUUUGACCUUUUGCUAGCUUUCUUCACUUUUGUUUUCUGGUUAUUAUCCAGUUUUAAAGUAACAACACAACAUUUUUUAUGAUGAAACAUAGACACAGAAUCAUGACAAGAAAUAGUCUAGAAAUUGAUAACUGAUUUGAAUCAAGUGAUAGUCCACAGCCUUUCUACAUUUAGAGAAAUAUGGAAUGAACAGAAAUUUUGUGGUUCAGAGUAGAGCUGCAUGAUUAAUUGAUUUUAAAUAGUAUUCAAAUUAUUUAAUUAUGAGCAUGUUAAAAAAAUGAAAAUCAACAAACCGAUUUUCCUCUCAAACCACUCCCUGGUCCAAAGUCUGUCUGAAGGUUAUAUCAACCUGUCCACAUGGAAAUGAAUUCAUGAGUAAAUGCAAAAGUUUUUUGUUGUGUCAGCAAAAAACAGAGAAGGCAUUUCGGUGACUGGAAACGGUACUUUUUUAACGGGUCAGAGAGUGCAUAAAUCUGUAAACGACUACCAUUUCAUCUCCGUGUGGAUGUCUAUCUGCAUCUCUCUUGAAACCAUUAUGUGUCACACAAUGUAACUUUUAUGGCGCCGGCACGUGUGCGGCCAAAACAACCACUAUAUGCAUGCUGCAUAUGCACUACAUCAUUUUUAGUGGUUUCGUUUUGAGAGAUGAGAGAAAAACUUAUUUUUAAAAUGUAAGUUUGGUGAAGUUGUCACUGAAUAAAAUAUUGAAAUCUAAAGUCGAGUCUUUAAAUUAAAAAUUGGGAUUUUAAGUUUUGGCCAAAAUCGUGCAGCCCUAGUUCAGAGUUUUAUCGCUGGUUGGUGAAAUUUUGGAGGGAAAGUCAUGGCAGCCACCCCUUUAAUUUGAACUCAUCCAAUCUCAAUAUGAAUAAAACAUUGCUGAUGUUGUUAUUUACAUAUUUUUCAUUGGGAGUUAGUGUGUGGAGAUAACACUUUUUAUUUUUCUUUCUUUCUUUGGUUUGUUUGUUAUUUAGACAUCCAACAGCUUGAGAGUCAUUUGAAGAGCAGGAAGCAGAGAGAGCAGGACACACGAGACCCUAUGCUUGCCCAGCUCCAGCAGAUGAUCGAUGGCUUCCAAAGCUCCACCGAUCAGCUGACCAACAACAUCACCGCUAAUGUCCGGGCUGAGGUUCAGCACCAGAUCCAGAUGAUGGUUGGAAAGUAUGUAUCGUAGCUAUCCCACCCUGGUCAACUAAAUAAUCACUUAACCAACUUGAUGUUUAGUUUAUAGAUCAUUAUACAGUCAUCUGUAUAAGAUGACUACUACAACCACGCCUUGUUAUUAAUAUUAUUACUGUCGUCAUUAUUUUUGUGAUCAUGUUCAUGUUUUUUUUUUUCAUUUGAACAGAAUCACCACCCUGAGCAUUUCCUCUGUUUACCUUCAUUCUGUCCUUGCAUCCUUUUAUUUUUCUACAUGUACAAAGUUUUGUGUUCAGUGUGAAGCUCGACUUUACAUUUCACGAUCACUCCCAUCAGAUCAUUAACUUAAAGAUUGAACACUUAAAAUGGAUUAAAAACACACAACACUGCCCUCUAUCAGCCAUGUGGCUGAAAACCAUCAAGCUCCUGUUAGUGUAACCUGCAGUGGUUGGGAAGAGUCGUGCUGGUUAACAUACCAAGCAGAUAUUGAAUAACAGAUAUGCACAUCAGCAGAUGCCCAUGCCAGCAGCCUUGGCCUUGCUCACUGUCUAUUGAGCAGGUGCAUAAUGGAUCGGAGAGUGGAAACAAGCAAAGCUUAAUCCUGGGGCUAAUGUAAGAACACAAAUUCGAUCCAGUCUCCUGUUCCCCCUGCAAUUAAUUUCUUGGCCCCUCGAGUUUAUAGAUUGGUCUGAGGCUGAGCUGAGAGUAUGUGAGCGGAAACGUCAAAAUCUUGAGAGGAAAUGACAAUGCUGGACUGUGCAAAGCCCAAAGUAACAUUGAGAUCAAAGUAAUAGGAGGUUGUGGUCAGAUGAGAUCCCACUCAUUAGUAAGAUCUCUCACUAAGUUAGUGAACAAGUGAAUCUGAUACUUUCAUGUUCUCAUGGACAUGUUGAGUACAGCAUGUAAACAGUGCAGCAACAAAGAUAGAAGUUAAACAGAGGAUAACCCUAUUUUAUUUAGUGACGUUCCCCCUCUCUCCUUCUCUCCCCAGUUUACAAGAGUCUAUUCUUAGCCAUGUGCAGCGGAUUGUGAAAGGAGAGGUCAGCCUGGCAAUGAAAGAGCAGCAGGCAGUGGUCACCUCUAGCAUCAUGCAGGCUAUGAGGUCAGCAGCUGGCACACCUGUCCCAACAGCACACCUCGACUACCAGACACAGCAGGCCAACAUCCUGCAGCUACUCCAGCAGGGUCAACUCAACCAGGCUUUCCAGCAGGUAAGAUAGACAGACAGACACACACACACACACACACACACACACACACACACACACACACACACACACACACACACACACACACACACACAAAGAUGUACAUAGGUCCAGGUGUAAGGCUGCACAUGAGCGUAUACAAAACCAUUGAACUGUACUUUUUAUCUACCAGUAAAUGCAAACCAGCUCUGUAAGCAUAACAGAGUCAUUGAUUGCUCAGAAUUGGCUGGAACAUGCAUUUCUUAAUCUGGACUCUUUAAACCCAAAGCAAAUGGCUCAAAGUAGAGUGGCAGGCAGAAACCCUCAGUUGGUGGUGCAGAUGUGCACCAUGUCUCUGCAGGGGAGCUACACAAGACAGCUUCCACUGCUAACAACAAGAACAGCGUAGGUUUUGGACUUGAUCAAGGAAAUGAUCCCACCUUUGUACUGACAGUACUGACAGACCAGCAGAAAGUCAAUGGAGGGAUCUUCUGAACUGGUGUGGUUUCAGGACAGACACCUCAGGUUUCAGGUUAUUGAGAAUUCACAUCUGGUCUUAAAUCUUCCAGAUUUACUAGAACAGCAUCUGACCUGUCUGCUUGCCUUGCUCAGUGGUUUGUUGUGAUAAAAAAUGGUAGAAUUUUGAGUAGUCUGCAAACAUGGUACUGUGUCUUGACUUUAAAAUUGAGCAAGACCUGGUGGAGAGUAUGAUUUGACAGUAUAAUGUAUAGUCAACCAGCUUUUUUCCAUAGUCACUGUUAAGGUGUGUAGUGUGAAUCAAAAUUGAGUUUUCUGCUGCAGUUCCAUUUUUGUUGUUAAAGUGUACUGAAGAAACAGGUCACCAAAAUAUUGUGUACUUUGAAUCUUGAAAAUAUUAAUUUGAUUCUUCUCAGUACCAUCAUGUGAUUUUAAAUGUUACAAUCUCCUUUUUUUUUACACUUGCCACAAGCAAAAGAGAGGGGAGUGAUACUUGACAGGCAAGGAGGAAAAGUGAGGAGGGUAGAGUCCCAUUAUGACCCUCACUUGACUGUAAGAAAUCUGUCCAAGGAGGAGAUGGACAAUGGAUGACUCCCCUAUACCCUCUUUGAAUCAGUGUCAGUCUGUUCCUUACAGCAGCAGCCUCAAUAUUUCUCAUUUGUGAGGAGUCCCACAAAUAUAUUUGACAACCUUUUUAGCAUUAAUCUUUUUUUAUUCUUAAAUUCUUGCUAAUCACAACCAGUUAGUUAGUGGAUAAUCUCCCUCUGUCUACCUCAUGUGUCUAUGUCGUAAUAGUCUUCUUCACGCCUGCUCUGCAGACAAGAGAAAGACACAUAAUAGACAAGAAACAACAGUGUAAGAGCUUGUGUCUCUUUGAGGGGUACUCAGAAGUCCAGCAAUUUUGGACGAGUGAUUGGUCUUUGGCUGUUUGCUUACUCCUCUAAUUUUAUGUUGUAGUGGGAGUAUCUACUGAAUCCUAUAAACAUGUCAGGCAGUAAAGCAACAAUCAAUCACUAAUAAGUAUCACAGACAACAGCUUUAUGAGCAAUCGCCUCUCUGCAGCCUGAAAGUAGACUGGGUUACUUAAAGUUUUAAAAAAAUAUGGAAAAUCUUGUCUCAUAAACUCAGCAUUGCACAAUCUUUUGUGUCUUAAAUUGAGUAGUUUGUUAGAUGCCUACCAGAGAGCAAGAGCAUCGAGUUAAGACAAAGGGCAGAAACAGAGAAAUGAUAUACAGUGCAUCCGUCAAGUAUUCAUACCACUUCACUUUUUCCACAUUUUGUUAUGUUACAUCCUUAUUCCAAAAUGGAUUAAGUUCCCUUUUUCCCUCAAAAAUUCUACACAAAAUACCCCAUAAAGACAAAGUGAACAACUUUUUUUAGAUCAUUUAUUAAAAAUAAGAACACUCAAAUGUUGCAUAUACAUAAGUAUUCACACCCUUUACUCAAUACUUGGUCGAAGCACCUUUGGCAGCGAUUACAGCCUCCAGUCUUCUUGUGUAUGAUGCAACAAGCUUGGCACACCUGGAUUUGGGGAGUUUUUCCCAUUCUUCCUUGCACAUCCUCUCAAGCUCAGUGAGGUUGGAUGGGCAGCGUCGGUGCACAGUUACUUUCAGGUCUUUCCAAAGAUGUUCAGAUAUUGUCUUCUUGGCCGUGUGCUUAGGGUCAUUGUCAUGCUGGAAGAUGAAGUGUCGCCCCAGUCAAAGGUCUGGAGCGCUCUGGAGCAGGUUAUCAUCAAGGAUUUCGAUGUACUUAGCUGCAUUCAUUUUUCCCUCGAUCCUGACAAGUCUCCCAGUUCCUGCCGCUGAAAAACAUCCCCACAGCAUGAUGCUGGCACCACCAUGCUUCACUGUAGGGAUGGUAUUGGUGAGGUGGUGAGCGGUGCCUGGUUCCCUCCAGACAUGACGCUUGGCAUAUAGGCCAAAGAAUUCGAUCUUCGUUUCAUCAGACCAGAGAAUUUUGCUUCUUCUGGUCUGUAAAUCCUUCAGGUGCCUUCUAGCCAAGUCCAAGCGGGCUGUCAUGUGUUUUUUACUGAGGAGUGGCUUCUGUCUGGCAACUCUACCAUAAAUGCCUGACUGGGGGAGUACUGCAGAGUUGGUGGUCCUUCUGUAGGGUUCUCCCAUCUCCUCAGAGGAACGCUGGAGCUCUGUCAGAGUGACCAUCGGGUUCUUGGUCACCUCCAUGACCAAGGCCCUUCUCCACCGCUUGCUCAUUUUGGCUGAGCGUCCAGCUCUAGGAAGAGUCCUGGUUGUUCCAAACAUCUUCCAUUUCUUAAUGAUGGAGACCACUGUGCUUUUUGGGAUCUUCAAUGCAGCAGAUAUUUUUCUGCAACGUUCCCCAGAUCUGUGCGCCAAUACAACCUUGUUUCGGAGGUCUACAGACAAUUCUUUCGACUUCAUGGCUUGGUUUGUGCUCUGACGUGCUCUGUCAGCUGUGGGAUCUUAUAUAGACAGGUGUGGCUUUCCAAAUCAUGUCCAAUCAGCUGAAUUUGCCACAGGUGGACUGGAGGAACAUUUCAAGGCUGAUCAGUGGAAACAGGAUGCACCUGAGCUCAAUUUUGAGUUUUAUAGCAAAGGGUGUGAAUACUUAUGUAUAUGCAACAUUUGAGUGUUCUUAUUUUUAAUAAAUUUGCAAAAUGUUCUAAAAAAAAGUUUUUUGCUCUGUCAUUAUGGGGUAUUUUGUGUAGAAUUUUUGAGGGAAAAAAGGAAUUUAAUCCAUUUUGGAAUAAGGCUGUGACUAGGCCUGUCGCGAUAAUCAAUAAAUCGCCUUAUCGCUCGAUAAAUAAAAACGAGGUCGAUAACUUUGCCAGCCUCGAUAAUUGACGUGCGCUUGUUUUCCUCCUCUCUCGCUACCAAACACGCUGGAUGAGAGAAGAGGUCUCACUCUGCGCAUUUUUCUCGGCACCUGGGGGCGUUGGCUCUAUAGCGGAAUGAACGGAGUUAGUGAACCCUCCUGUCAGUCAUUCAGUGUCUUUGUCACGAGGGGGCUGGCGCGCACAGGCACACAGACACAGACUUUUUGGAUACAGUGCUGCAAGUGAGCGUCGUGAGUGAAAAGCAAGCUAACAGAAUGAACACGACAGCUUUGGUGAACGCAACAGCCCAAGUGUGGGAAUAUUUCGGCUUUAAACCAGUUUUGUUUUCGUCAACCACAAAACUCCACGUGUGUGUGCGCGCGCGCGCGCGUGUCUGUGUGUUGGAGGAGCACAGCAGGCUGAUGAGAGCUGUCAGAGCGGACUGAAGCUGCUCCUAUAUGUUUAGCGUUUAACUGACUGAGUUUUGCAACUCUGUUUGUCAUUUUCGUCUCGUCCCAUCAACGUAAACGCACUUUCGACUCGUCACAUUUAAGUCAUCUCCGACUUAUGUUUAGCUCGUCAACGCUACGUCUUCGUCGUGGGAGAAAAGGGAAAUAUUUUAGUCAACGAAAACAACCAGUGUUGUUCUCGUGUGGAAAUUAAAGUUUAUCACUUUUGACAUGGUGUACUCGCAUUAUUAUGCCAUAUAAUAUCAUUAUCUAUAAUUUAAAAAAUGGUGUCAAUAAUAUCGUUUAUCGGCGAUAAUUUGUAGCACAAUUAUCGUCCAGCAAAAUUUGUUAUCGUGACAGGCCUAGCUGUGACAUAACAAAAUGUGAAAAAAAUGAAGUGGUAUGAAUACUUUCCGGAUGCACUGUAUAAGACCUUAUUUUCUGGUUAUUUCAUACAAGAUUUAAAUUAAAAGCAGCUUUAAUUUUAUGCCUUACGAUGGCAAAAAAAAGUGGUGUAAAAUGCUCAACUGGCAAGAAAAAUACCACAGAGUAAGGACAGAGUCUCUACAGACAGCCCCACAUGUGGGGCUGGGGGAUUUGGCAAAAAAAAGGGAUCACAAUAUAUUUCUUCCUUAAAUCUUGAUUAUUAUCACAAUUUUUUUUAAACUGCCAGUUUUAAAGCAUACGUACUAAAAUCUAAAGAAACUAGAGAUUAGUUCAAUAUUUUAUUAACAUACAAAGUAAAUAACAAAGCAAAUUAAAUAAGAUAAACUUUAAGAUAAACAUUUUAGCUCAACAGUACAACAAAUGUAGAUAAAUAUUAAAUAAUACAGUGAACGAGUUUACAGACUUGAGUGUUUCUGCAAGACCCAAAAUAAACAAAUGGCCCCCUCAGGGAUAAUGAAGACACCUCAAAAUGUAAACAUUAGAUGAUGUAAACGUAGUUGAUAUGAUUGAUUGCUGCUUCAGUCUGGUGGCUGUGCCACCAUAGACUGUAUAUAGAAUGGACAGAGUCUGCCUCCUCGCUGGGUGAAGCCACUCCGAGAACAGCGCCCUCUGUUGAUGGGCUGCAGUAUAGGUCAUAAAUCCCGCCUCCUCCAGCAAAGUUUAUGGGGCUGUGGACAAACUUAAGAAAUUUGUUACACAGAACAUAAUUUUUUCUCCCCCCUGCUUGUGAUGUGGACAUGUAGUUAUUGUCAGACUGGUUUGUGCUCAAGUCCUCUUUUUUUCUGUGAAGCUCCUUUUUCAAAAGUUAUUAGGGGGUUCAUGUUUUCUAUGAUUGACACCUGAUACAGCCUAUUGGCGUUCAGGAAUUGCGUAGCUCUCCCGGAGGAUACGCUGUUUGAGCCGAGCGUCAUCACAGGGACUCUCGGCAACUGCAUGCCCAAAUGCGUGCAUCGCUACUGCGCAGCGCUGGUUUCAGGAAAUGAAGAAAAAUCACGGAAAUACCGAGAGCUUUUUGGCUUCAAAUCCGUGUACAGGCGGUAGGCGGAACCAAGUUGUCCAUAGUAUAAACAGUCUACCACUAGUUGUAGCUAAACUGCUAAUGCUACUUGUGCUGUCAGCAGUGGCAGGCUGUGCAGACUCCGCUCACAUUUUCAUGCUUUUUCAGGAAGUACUUCUUUAAAUGAUUAAACAGAUCUGUUGUGUUGUAGUUUUUUGAAGGCACCGACCGCCGACAAACCUUGCAUGUCGGCUUAAUUGUUCAACGUCACUUUGGAGAUACCUGAACCACCGCCACACAACCGACGUUGAAUAUACUUUUCUUCUCAACAAUAGCAACUUUGGAGGAUGACUCAGAGUCAUGGCUGACAUCUGUUUUGCUGCCCUCAGCUCUGUGUUUAGCUCCACGUUCAGUCAUUCUGUUUACUUCUCCAGCAACUUACAGAAAUAAGCCGGAAAAGCUCCACUCUGAUUGGCUGUUGUCACGCUCAUUUCCGCCAUGUUUUGAUCGAGUAAAUAUGCUCACAGCUGAUCACUGUGAUCGAACUGAAAUUUAUCACAAUCAUAUAAUCGCCCAGUCCUACUGCACAGUCAACCUUUUACACACACAUUCAUUCAAUGUUAGUGGGGCUGCUAUGUAAAGUGUCGAGUUCUCAAUUGGGAACUAAUUUCGUCACAUUCGCUUUCAUUCACAUGCUCAUGGUACGCCAGUGGGAGCGGUUUGGUGUUUGGUGUCUUGCUCAAGGACACUUAGACAGGCAGACAGCAGGAUCUCACAGGAUCCCUCAGGCAAAAACUAUGAGAUACUCCAGUCUGUGCAAGAAUUCACAAUUGUGCAGUUUUAAUCUCAAUGAACUGUCAUCUCUCCCUCUCCCCUCAGGCUCUGUCAGCGACAGAUCUGAACUUGGUCUUAUAUGUGUGUGAGACCAUUGAUUCCCAGCAAGUGUUUGGGCAACAUCCAUGCCCUCUCAGCCAGCCUGUGCUUCUGUCACUUAUCCAGCAGCUGUCCUCCAAUCUUGCGACCCGCUCUGAACUCAAAAUCAGGUAAUGAAACUUUUCAAAUUUACUGCAGUGUUUUAUUUUUCCUAUUUUUUUUUAAUCUUCUUGCAAGGUUGCAUUUACAUGUUCACGGCCGAAGGAGCUGAUGGGUGUCUUCAAGGGUCUGAAUAAGUUGAUGCUACAGAUUUCACAGAUCUCCCCUCUUUUUUUUGCAUGAUGAAAAACUGUACAGCAAAACAAACAUUAAAAGUGUGAGUUUGCCAGUAUUUGAUUCUCUCAUUAUCAUACACUAACUACCUUGACAUCUGCUGUGAGUUCAGAGAAAAAUAAACAUUACUUAUGUUGGGCUUCCACCAAACCAUUUUCACAGUUCCAGACUAAAAACUGAAAGUCUUAAGUAAAUCUAGGAGUUUGUCUGGAGUCACAGCGGAGUCACAGCGCGCUCCUGUCAUCUCGAUCAUUCAGUUUAUGGUGGUAAUCUGCGCUUUUUCAUAUCAGUCUUUUCCUAGUCUUUGGUUUGAGAUCAUGUUUGAUAUUAUAUAAAGUCGCAGUGCUGUAACACAAUCAACAACCAAUAGAUGAGCUCUGAAAAAAGCGUAAAAGGAAACUUGACAGUCAAAACAAGAAGAACAAGAAUGUAUGAAGAGUUACUGGUGAUAAAAAAGGAGAGGUUAGUGGAGCUGUGAGCAGAUCAGCCUUGACUGUUCAACAUCAUCUGCAGGGUUUCCCCUACAUGUAAUGGCGCACCGUCACAGCUAAAUAAAAACCACCACACCUCAGCAAUAGAGUUUUUCUACACGCUACCUCGGACUCAGUAUGUAUCAGUAUAUGCUGCGCACACAGGCUGCACCAAGGGGCGCGCAUGCUGAGUGUUAGCAUAUAUGACAUAUGUGAACACACAGCUGAUUAAUGAGCCCCCCCCCCACAAACACACACACACACACACACACACACACUGAAUUGUUAAACAAUCCUAAAAGAAUCUCGUCUUGUAAAUAGUGACCCUGCAAGAUUCACAGUCUUCAAAUCUUCUCAAAGUCCUCUGGUGGAUGGCUGGCUUUAGUUUAAGGUUGUCCUGCAAAUGUGAAAUCAGUAUUUAAAGUGAAACUGAAGAGUUACUCUCCCUGAUGGAAAGCACAUGUAUGACUGUGCCUUUAGUAUGACGGACUAAACUAAAUGAUGCUAAAAUUUACGAUUUGCGCUACUGUUAUUUUGAGCAUGCAGUCUGAGGCUUGAUAUUUGUCACCACCUGUAUAAAAGGGCUUUUCAGCUUGAACAGCAAGUGGGCCAUACAGGAAAGUCUCUAGGAGUUUGUGUGCCACACAAAGUCUUUUUCAACAUUUUUCAGGUUUUAGUUGUGAUAAAAGGACACAGUGGCUCACAGUUUUUCUGUUUCAGUUUGAUUUUACAUGAACUUUAACUGUCUCGGUUUAUCGCUUGUUGAAAACUUCUUGGAUUGAGUGUGCUGACAUGAACUUGAGUAUCCAGGUUUUGAGGUUAUCCUGUUUUUGUAUCUGUGCAAGUAAACAUCACAUUCGGAUCUCAGAAACAGGGAUAAGCUUUGAGAAACUGGAGUAGAGAAUAAGUAGACUGGUAGGCAUGUGUAGACCCUAACCUAGUUUCUGAAACAUGUAGACUACCUGUGCAGGUGCUGCCUCAGCGAAGGGAUGUAUUCAAAAAAUAAACAUGGCAGCAGCAGCAGCAGUAGCAGCGAUGUGAGAGUCUUACUUCUAAAUAAAGUGUUCAGAAACAUCCUGGUCAGAUAUAAGAAUGAUUCAUGCAUUGUAAAGUGAGACCAGAUGAACCUUUUUGGAUCAUUUUAUCUUCAAGUCUUUCUUCCCCCAUUGCUCUCUUGUCUUAUGCAGUGGCUGCAACAGGCUGACACCAAUCAGAACUGAGUGCACAUUGAAUAUUUGGCACUCUCUUCUUCUAUUACUGGAAAUGGAGGAUACACUCACUGUCAGAAAGUGAUGCCAUUUCCCUCAGGUUUCAAAAUUACUACAACAGGUUUUGUUGGAAAAGACAAACAGCAUGGGUGCCCACACAAAUUAGAUACUGUAAACGGAGAGAAUGCAGAACCCAGCAAAGAUCCCCACCACCUCCUCUCUGUAUUUCUUUCCCACUUAGAGUGUCUGCCUCUGCAUUUCACAGCAGCUGCAGAUUAUUUCAUUAAGUUGCCUUCAAACAUUACUAGAGUUUUUAAUACGACCUGUGCAUUUACAGCAGGGACAUUAUGUGUGUGUGCGUGUGUGUGCAUGUCACAAUAGUAAGUAACUUCUGGGCUGAGUAAGUGUACUUCCUCCCCCAAGUGUUCUGAUUUCAGUUCAUUUUAACAUAAAGAGACAACAGUGAGCCCCCCUGUUUUAAUGCCAUCACACACCUUCUGUUCUGCAGAGACUGGCUCCUGUUCAAGCCUUGAUUGGUUGUAAAGCCAGUUUUGGCUUACAUUUGUAUUCCCUAUCUCAUAUCCAUUGUAAGUCUAUUACUCCUGGUCUCCUGAGCACUAAAUGAUGCUAAACUGCUGACCCCCUCACCCUGCUCCGUCUGUAGCUCUGCAACAUAGCUGUCCAGGGAGUGCAGCUCGGUCUGUGAAUAGCGUUGCAGUAUCUGAGAAGCUCUUGAUCUUUCAAUCCUAUCUGCAGGAAUUGACUCCUACAUUCUUAUCUUGUUGUCUUUUUUCUUUUUGUUUUUCCUUCCCCCUUUAUUUCAUGUCAUCCCCUCUUAUGAGUUCAGUCAUUCCCUCUCUCUUACUGUCCUCUUUGCCCCCUCUAUUUGUUUCAUUGUCCCUUUACAGCACCACAUUGUGUCUGGAUCACCUGCUCCUGUCCUGCGUUUACAUUACAGCUGUUUACUACCGCUAAUACGACCCCCUUUUUUUGCAGUUCUGUGCCAUCUGGAGUAACAGCGGACAGCAGUAGGGUGUGGUUCUGUCUGGGGCAUCAUUAGAGCAGAGUUAUGUUGGGUUGGAUGUGGUGUGUGGGGUUCAUGGGACACACUUAUUAUUUUUUUGUCAUUUUCGAAAACUUGGCUGUUGUAGGUACAUAGACGUUUAUUCAUACUGAAGUAUGACUGAAGUAAUGUGAAUUUUGGAGCACUGUUUGGAGGGUUUUUUUGUUUUUCUGUACAUCUGCUUUAAUGGAUUCAAAAAGAAUUGACUAGGUCAGAAGAAAAACAAUGUUCAGGUUUUUAGGCCUGCAAAGAAUCCUUAUGUAGAGCUUCUGUCCGCCACCCCUAUCUCAGUUUACAACAUGCAGACAUGACAGAUUCAUGUUAGGGAUAAAGACCCAAAGCAGACAUUUUUAGAUUAAACACUCACCAAACACUUUCAAAGGGAUAUAAGUUAUGGUCAACCACACCGUAACACUGAGUUAGAAACCCCCUUGAGGGAUGAAUGUUGCCGACCACUUGCUUCUCUAUUUAUACCAACUUUAGUAACGACCAAAAACCAAAAAGCUCUAGAGUGGCUUUUUGGUUGGUUUGCACAUGGAGAUGUAGACUGCUAUGUAUUGCUAUCAUGCGGUCGUUACUAAAAUUGGUAUAACAAGAGAAGCAAACAGUCGGCAACAUUCAUCACUCAAGGGGUUGUCUAACUUGGUGUUACGGUGUGUUUGACCCUGGAUUAAAUUUACACCAGAAUGUCCCUUAAAGAUCUUGGGGUUUGUUCUGAAAACCACUUUGCUCAGUGUAAAUGAAUAUUUUCUUAUCUCGGGUCUGUUCUUAGCUGAGGACAUGAAGGAGCAUUCCUGCAGGUUGGAGUGCUGAUAUAUCCAUGCAGAAGUGUCCUUUAUUCAGCACCUUCAUACCAUUGAAUAACAUUUACGCUCGAUCAUGUAAUAUUUGUUUUAGACUGCAAAAUGAAUUUGAACUGAAUAACUUCAUAACCAUCCUCUACACCUCUAUUUUGUUGGCACGUUUUGUCGAUAAAAUGAUACGUGAAUCUGAACAAUGAAUGAAAGCGUUUCAAUAGAGAGAAUGGAGUUGGACUGGUGCUACAGCGCUACUUGAUUUUACUAUAGUUUUGGAGAAAAAUUACUUGAUACAAGCUGACCGAGCCUGUAGUCAGCCAGGACAGUGGUCAGGGAUGGGGUUUGAAAUUUCCCAUGGUAAAAGGAUAAAUCACCGUCCUUAUCCUGCAACUGCUGCUCAAUAGGUGAAAACACAAACAUAUUCCCCUUCUGCUUUGAAGGCUGAAUUGAUUGAGUUGCUGAUGAAGUUGUAGUUUUCUUUUGUCUUUUACUGUCCUGACUCUGGCCUCCUGUGUUAAAUCAAUUCAUUGCAGUCCUGUCUUUUUCCCUAAAAUAAUAAAUGGUCUCAUGGCCGAAGUCUCAUUUCUUUCUAGCUUAUCAAAAACAGAAAAAGUUUGCCUGGAAAUUUUUUUGCAUUUUGUUUCUAAUUCUCUGAUUUUUGUGUUGUUCUCUGUCCCUGUACAGCUACAUGGAGGAUGCAGUGAUGAAUUUAGACCAUGGAGACCCCAUGACAAGAGACCACAUGGCCAUCGUGUUGGCUCAGGUUAGACCAAAGCUCUUCUCCUUCAUACAGCAGGAUCCUCACAGCCCACUCAGCAAGAGGGCUCGGCGCCUCAUGAUGAUGCUCCAGGGUCUUGUCAACCACUAG
Xyrichtys novacula (pearly razorfish) is the source of this 46375-nucleotide messenger RNA. Lineage: Eukaryota; Metazoa; Chordata; Actinopteri; Labriformes; Labridae. The record is from the annotation of a GenBank genome assembly.